GCACUUUCCACAUUCAUAAUGGCACCAGGACCUAUUCACACAGCAGAAAUAAAAUAGAUGGUAUUCUUUGGCCAGGCAAGAUAGCUUAGCCCCCACCCAUAGGAUCUUCUGCUCUAGGCCAACAACCUUCCUGUGUUAUAAUUUAGCUGGUGUCUUUUUUAAUCUGGCUGGGUUGCGUCUUACUAAAGCAACAUUCACACCAUGCAUUAAAAGGUGCUAUGAUUCCACGUUAAAGUGUUCCCCCCGAGAAUUCUGGGAGCUGUAGUGAAGGGUGCUGAGAGUGAUUAGGACACCCCUAGUUCCUUUCCAGGGCUAAUUUCCCAGUUUCCUGGAAAGGGGGGCUGACACUUAAACCACUCUGGAAAUUGUAGCUCUGGGAGGGAAACGGGUCUCCUAACCAUUUCCAGCACCUUUCACAAAGUUUCCAGAAUUAUGGGGGGCGGGGAGGGGAGAGAAAGAGAGCUGUAACUUUAAUGUGGAAUCACAGAGCUUUAAAUGUAUGAUGCGGAUGGGGCCAAAGUCAUACUCUGAGCAAACCCAUUAAAAUUGAUGGCGCUAAGUUAGCACAUUCGGCAUGCACAGUCUCCCCUCCCUGCCUCAAAGAGCUCUGGGCAUGGUAGUUUGCUUAAGGGUUGCUGGGAGCUGCGACCCCAUGAGGGGUAAACUACAGUGCCCAGGAUUCUCUGCGGGAAAGACACGGCUUUGAAUAUGCUUCAAAUGUUGUAACGCUGCGUGUCCUCCUAUUUCAGUGGGGCUGCUGGCAAUCAUAGGAGCCAAUUCCAACAUACCGUAUUUUUCGCUCUAUAAGACGCACCAGACCAUAAAACGCACCUAGUUUUUGGAGGAGGAAAACAAGGAAAAAAUAUAUUCUGAAUCUCAGAAGCCAGAACAGCAAGAGGGAUCACUGCGCAGCAAAAGCAGCGAUCCCUCUUGCUGUUCUGGUUUCUGGGAUAGCUGCGCAGCCUGCAUUCGCUCCAUAAGACGCACGCACAUUUCCCCUUACUUUUUAGGAGGGAAAAAGUGAGUCUUACAGAGCAAAAAAUACGGUAAUAUUUGAGGGGGCCGCCUCCCCCCCCCCAGUUGAUGGACAUUGCUGUUCAAAUGGGGUGUGUGCACCAUUUCAUAUGCUCGAUUAUGUGGGGCGGAGUUUACCACCCCCCAAAAAACAAUUUAUUCAAGCUGCCCCCCCCCCCCAAGCCGGCAAGUGUGGCUUCCAUCCGCCUGUUUCCAUCUACAGUCGCUUUUCUGGGAGUUGCAGAUGUGCUUCUGGCUGGCUUUGGGGGCGGGGAGGUGAUGGGUCCGCUUCGUUCGUGUUUCCCUCUUGUGUUCGUGUGCUGUGAGCCGCCCUGAGAUCCGCGGAGCAAGGGCGGCAUACACAAGUCUAAUAAAGAAAUCAAAUCCCUAUCGGCCGCCUCGCUGCGUGAGGCGAGGACUCGCCGCCUGACAGGAACGAGGCCCAGCAGCAGGGCGCGCACAGCCGACGAGGCUCCCAGGCGCCCCGCUCCGCCCCUUCCCAGCCCGGCCGCCCGGGAGGCAGGCGGGGCCAGGCGGGGCGGGCCGGCCGAGGAGCUCCACUCGGCCGCGCCGGGCCUGACGGGGCAGACAGAGCCGGCGGGGGCGAGCAGGGCCAGCGGCGGCCCUCUUUCAGCUGCUCUUCGAUGGCGGCCGGCGUGUUCCUCCGGGCGGGCCGCUUCCCGGGGCUGGAGGCGGCCUCUCCCGCCCCGGGGCCGCGGCGCCCCUGUCGCGGCGGGCGGAGGCGGCCGGGCUCUCCUCGUCGGAGGACAGCGAGGACGAGGUUGGCGGCUCUGGCGGCGGCGCCGUGUCGGCGGCCCCUCGCGGGCGCUGCGGCGUGGUGGGCCGGCGGCGGGCUCCGGGCAAGCGGUCGGGCGUCGCGGCGCAGAUCAUCCACUCGGGCCACUUCAUGGUGUCGUCUCCGCACAGCGAGCACCCGCCCAAGAAGGGCUACGACUUCGACACCGUCAACGAGCAGACCUGCCAGACGUACCGCUUCGGCGCGGCCGCGGGGGCCGGCGGGGGAGGCGGCGCGGCGGGCGAGGGCGGCGGGGGAGGCCGCCUCAGCAUCGACGCCUCGCUCACCAAGCUCUUCGAGUGCAUGAGCCUCGCCUACAGGUGAGGAGGGGGCGCCCGGGGAAGGCCGCCCGCAUUGCAUACCCUCGGAUGGAAAGAGGGGUGAUGAUAAUAAUAACAGCAGCAGCAACAACAAUAUAAAUAUAAAUAAUAAAUGCCCCGCCCACCCGACUGGUUUGCCCCAGCCACUCGGGGCAGCUUCCAACACAUAUAAAAAUGUUAAUAAAACAUUAAACGAGAGAAAGCUGCCUGCUGAAGGGUGCAUAGUUACUUAUGGCCUUGGCUCAGGGGGUCCCAUAACUCCAGACCCUCCAACGUUUUCCCUAUGAAAAUAGGGAAGUCCUGAGGAAAAGAGGGUCAUUGCGGGAUCAAAUCAGAAAUCAGGAUGGCUUCUGUAAAUCUGGGAGAAUAGGGACACUCUGUUAUUUACUACUGCUACUGAUCUUAUUUUGGCUAGUUGGAGCAAGCUUCGGUUUGUUUGUUGUCUAGUUUCCAGCCACCUUUUCUCCAAGGCGCCCCAAUUUGAUCCUCACAACAACCUGGUGGCGAUUAUUUAUUUAUUUAUCUCAUCAGAUUUCAGCACAGCUCCACGGUUAAAUUUCUUUCUUUCGCAAAGCGGUUUACGAAAGGUAAAACGGUAAAACCGAGGGAAAACUCACAACGCUACUGUGAAAACGUACAAAAGUUAAAAUCCUAAAAGUAGAUUAAAAUCACCACAACCUUUUAAGCCAUCCAGAUAGGCUUGUCUAAGCAGCCAUGUUUUUAUUAGCCUCUGCAGUCAGAGAUCAAAGCGCCUGCUUGAUCUCAAUAGGCAGGGAGUUCCAAAGUUUAGGUGCUGCUGCCUUAAACAAGCAUUAAGUGGCACCUACAGUAGUGCCAGUUGAAGUGGUCGAAUGAGCAGCUGUGCGGUAGGCUAGGCUGAGAAACGGUUACUGGCCCACCAAAGUUGGAGAUAAUGGGGCUUGCUUGUGAGUGGAUGUGUGUGCAGAAGGUGCAAGAGGCAGGUAGGGUUGGCGAGAGCAUCUCCUUCUAAUGUCACCCCUUCAGCAUAGAGUCCAGAGUGCUGCCGCCCUGCGUGCAACUCCUGUGGAGAAGAGUUAACCAUGUCACUGGGCAUGGGGUGUCCUAAUCUUGGGAAGCGAUUUUACUGGGGUUUUUUGUUCUGAUUGAUUGAGUGUGCUUUUUUGUAUUAAUAGGGUGCUCACUACUUCAUAGAGAGCUUAUGUAUCAAAAUGUUGGUUAUAAAUGGAUACCAGAUGCCAUGCUGUGGUAAAUUUUCAGCCUAGGAGCACAUUGUGAUUGCCUGUACAAAGAACGCCAGGGACUGCAAUCCCCACCAUCCUCAGCUGUUACUCUUUCUAGCUAGGGCUGAUGGGAAUUGGAGUCCAGUCUCGGCUUGGUUAUUUUUCUCAUGCUCUCACUUCCUCUGUGCUAAUGUGUUACAAAAAGUAGGUAAAACUUGGAAGCCUCAUCAUCACCUCAUUCCCUUGCCUGCCAAUUGCCCUUGCCCUCUGUCACAUGAUAUCAUUUGCCGUGUUCAGAAAAAAGUCAUGGAGCUGUGCUUCCAUUCUUCUGCACCAUUGAUUAAUGCUAUUAAUAUAAAUGCUUAAAAAAUAAAUCCCACCCUUCCUGUAAAGACUUGGAGCAUGGUUGCCCCAUACUCAGCCCUUAUGAGGUAGGAUUAUCCUCAUAGCAACCCUGUGAGGUAGGUUAGCAGUGGCAGUUGAUGAGCAGCGGAGAAGGCAAUGGGGGGCCUUUCAUAAAAUCCAUGGUCCCCAGCUCCAUAAUCCCCUCACCCUUAUUAGCUGAACAACCCUCCCUCUAUAAACACGUAAAAACAAUGCAUGUCAUAAAAAGUAAGGGACAGAGACCUAUAGAGAUGGUGCCUGUCCUAACAUCAUAUUCAAAUUGUGCUUGAGUAGGGGCAUUCAGAUUCAAGUCCAAGGCUCUAACUCAGGCAUAGGCAAACUUGGCCCUCCAGAUGUUUUGGGACUACAACUCCCAUCAUCCCUGACCGCUGGUCCUGUUAGCUAGGGAUGAUGGGAGUUGUAGUCCCAAAACAGCUGGAGGGCCGAGUUUGCCUAUGCCUGCUGUAACUACCCAGGAACUGUGAGGGGAAGAUGUGUUGCACUGGAGAGGAAGCCUGUAUUCUCUGGAGCAGGCUUCCUCAACCUCGGCCCUCCAGAUGUUUUGAGACUACAAUUCCCAUCAUCCCUGACCACUGGUCCUGCUAGCUAGGAAUCAUGGGAGUUGUAGGCCAGAAACACCUGGAGGGCCAAGGUUGAGGAAGCCUGCUCUGGAGGCUUGUGAGAGGGGCAAGUGGGGGCUGAUUUAGUGUAGCAGGAGACGUUAAAAAAAUGUACUGAAUUUGUGUUGCAAAGAAUGUGAGAUUCUGUCUUCUUUUGCAUGGUAGCAGUUUUCAAGUACGUAUCAACAAUUGUCUUUGGGUGUGACCCCAAAUUAGCCAAAGUAGUUAACGGCAAAUCUUCUUUGCAGAAAGAGCUAUAAAAGUAAGUUUAUGGUGGAAAAUCUCAAGCUCCUCCAAGUCAGCAUGUUGUUUUGGUUUCCACUCCUAUUUUGCCCAUUGCAAGAAAAGAGUGUGCUUUCUCUUUACCAUGCUUUUUCUUUUGUAUGCAUUAAUUCUUUUAAUUGAGAGAUUGAAGUGUCAAAAGCUACGUUGAUAGAGGUCCAGAAUUCCAUGAGAGAAUGGAAACAACUUUUGGGAAUUUACAUUACAGUCUGUUUUUUCUUGGGUAAUUCUCCUUGUCUUGCCUCAGGAACAUGAUUUGCUCAACAUUGCAAUGUAAAUUUGUGCUAAGCUAAUUGGAUGUGGUAACAAAUGCAAGAGCUGCCCUGUUGGCGUAGACCAAGGCCUGUCUUGUUCAGCAUUCUGUUCCCUACAAAGAAGGUCUGUUGUCAUACUACUAUGAGCAAACUUUUUAUAACUUUAAAACACAGUGUCUGCUUGCUUUUUUUAAAGUCUGCCAUUAGACUGUCUGUUUCAGAAGUUGGAGCUGGCGCAUAAACCAGUAAUCUAGCUAGAAAAACAGGGUGUGGAAAAGGGCUAUGAAGGGACUGGUGAACUUCCUUGCAAGGAAAGUUUAUGUUUGGGGCUCUGGAGAAAGAGAACUAAGGAAUGUGUGCAGCCACUGUAAAGGUCUGUGUGCAUGAUGUGAAGGAAGUGGAUAAAAGCUGCUCUUCCUGCAAGAGGUUCGGAGCAGACAAAAAGCAAAACUUCACACAUUGCAACCACAAGAUAUGGAGAUGGUUUUAAAAAGAGACGAGACAAAUUCAGGAAGGAUAAGGCUAUCAAUGGCUACUAGUCAUAAUGGCUGUGCGCGGCAUUAGAGGCAGCUUACCUCUGAAUACCAGUUGCUGAGGACCAUGAGCAAGAGAGUGCUGUUGCACACAUGGUCCCUUUGGGGGCUUCCCAUAGCCGUCUUACUGACCACUAUGGGGAAAGGGAUGCUGGACUAGGUAGACCUUUGGCCUGAUCCAGCACUGCUGCUCUGAUGUUCAAGACCAGUUUGUGGGGCUGCUUUCCAGGCAGUGAGUUACAAAGCAAACUUGCUUUCAAUAAUACCAAAACACAGUGUGUCAGGUGGACUAUUAGGGCUACAGCUGAAUUUUGUUUCUAAGUGGGCUAGUGUUUCAGAAGAGAAACCGUCCUGUUGUUGUAGGAGGGACAUGCUUCAUUUUUCUAAGCUAGUUACUGUAGUACACAAAUUGUGCAUUGUGUGCUAAAUUCAAUCUGCUACAGUAAUGAGAUCUAGAAAGUCUUUAUCUAUCUCUACAAAGUAUUGCAGGAACAUUUUGUUCUCUUUGCCUUCACUGCCUAAAGAUCAAAGUAUCACAACAGGAUCAAAGAUUGUGACUGAUACGGAUUAGAUAGGUGUCUGUAGGUGUGCACUGUCUCACAAUGCUUUUCAACAGUGAUUCUCCCUCAGUUAAUGAAAACUUGCAAGAUAUUUUGUGAAAGGUUCUGUUAACUUCAGAUUUACCCAAACUAUGCACGCAUAGAAAUUGUGUUACUACUUCCUUUCCUCCUGUUAUGGAAAGAGAGUGCUAGAGGCAAAGUAAUGUUUAAGUGACACAAAAUAUUGUUAGAAUGUUUUCCCUUCUUGUUCUUAACACAGGUGUGUAAAUAUUGUUUGUGAUUUGUGUAAGCUCUUUUUAGAAUAUGCAGAAAACAGAAGCCUAUACUGAGUUAGACCUAUACUGAGUUAGAGUAACGUACCAGGUUCAUAUAGCGAGCAGAAAUUACUUUGCUGAUCUAUUUGCGUGCUUUGGAGGCGAUCUUAUCUGUUAAGGAGACUUUGCUUAAGAUAGAUGUGUGGCUGAUGGUUAUAUUUUAGGAAUGAUGUUAACACUGGGAUUAAUCAGUGUAAGCCCUCUGAAUCUUGUCUGUUGAGGUUGCCCAGACCAGGAUAUCAACAAAACCUAGCUCCUAUAAAUUUUGGGUUAAAAUGAUGUGUGAAAUUAUUAUUUAUGAUUAUUGUUGUUGAUUUCAGUGCUGUGAGGGUGGGUUAAAAAAAAUGAAAUGCAUAACUUCCCAGAAAAUUCUCAAUAUUGGGGGUGGGGCAGGGCAGGGCGGGAACAAGCAUUGGGGCACCUUAAAGACUAAUUGCUUAUAGCCAUGGUCAUAAGAAAAUGAAAUUCAAACCAUAUAUAUAUCUAUAUCAUCAAUAUCUAUAUCUAUAUCUAUAUCUAUAUCUAUAUCUAUAUCUAUAUCUAUAUCUAUAUCUAUAUAUCACUCAGGAUAACACUUCAUGCAACUUAUGGAAGUGGCCUGUUGUCCACAGAAGCAUAUGCCACAAUAGUUUCUUAGUACAGACCCUUUGCUGUUGCAGCUUCUAUCGUCGUAUUCCGGGAAAUUAGAAAAUGGGUAAAAUACUUUAAUUAGAUCAACAUUCACUGGGUAAGGAUAUGUAGACUCUUCACAGGUUUGCAUACUAACCAUUGACAUUGUUGUAAUAUAAUAUUACCAUGUCAGUUUUUUAUUUGUUCAACAUGUGCAGAAAAAGGCACAUUUACUUUACUCUUACUCCUCCCCCCGCUACCUUUACAUUUUUAUUUGGAAACAAAUUCUUCAGAGCUAAAAGGCCAAUGGCUCCGAAACGAACGUUGAUAACUUGUCAUGCCCAAUUGUUGCUGCCCACAGAAGCUUCAAGGUUAUGCUUAUUCUUUUAAAAUUUAUCUUUACAUAAUUUCCAAGGAAGUAGAUUUCAAAGCUGAAUCCUGUACUUAAAUAAAAUAUAUAAACAGAAUGAAAAUAUCAUAUUUCCCCCCCAUCAGGUACAAACAAAUCUGGUCUUCCAGGCCUUCGAAGUCCUGGUCUGAAGUCUUCAACUUUAUGGAGGUUUUCAGUAUGAAAGCUGUGUAGGAUAGUUUUGCUUGCAUGCCCCUGGCCACUUGGAGCAAAGAAGAAUUGCUUUCAAGUAGUUUGGUAGGGAAGUAUCACAAAGGCUGAUUGUGUCUCUUUUCCCUUUUCUUCUAGUUAAUAAAUAACUAGCAUUUAGAACUAUAUGGAAUAAUAGAACUACAGUGGUACCUCGGGUUACAUAUGCUUCAGGUUACAUACGCUUCAGGUUACAGACUCCGCUAACCCAGAAAUAGUACCUCGGGUUAAGAACUUUGCUUCAGGAAAUCGUGCUUCGGCUGCGCAGCGGCAGCAGGAGGCCCCAUUAGCUAAAGUGGUGCUUCAGGUUAAGAACAGUUUCAGGUUAAGAACGGACCUCCGGAACGAAUUAAGUACUUAACCCGAGGUACCACUGUAGUGACUUUUUUGUGUGUGGUAAUUUUUGUGAACUUAUUUGUAAGGCUGCUACAGCUUGAGGCUAGUAGGUAAGAUAAAAAAGAACAGUCUCUUCUUGUUCCUUUUCCUGUGUGCAGUUUAGGAACAAGGCUGGAUUUGGUAUGCCUCAUCUUUUACCCUGUAAAAGGAGCAGCUUACCAACCUUAGCCCUGUAAAAUGUACAGAAGGGGGAUUCAGCAGUAGAAAAGCAAGGACAGUGGUCUCCGUGAAACCAACCAUUGGAUCAUGUGGUUGGUUAUCUCCUUCUGGUGAAGGUGAAGGUAAUGCUGGAAAAAUUGACUGACACUUUUCCUGCCUGAUUAGCCAGCUUACCCCUGGGAGAUUAAUCUGUCAUUAACAGACAAAGCAUUAACCCCUGAAGUGGGCAGUUUUUCACAGGAAGUGGUUUGGGAAGCAGCCUAAAAGACUAGCAGAGCAUUUUAUUUGUAGUAAAUAUUUUUAAAAAGAUAAUAGAAAGCAGCAGAUCUGACUAAAAGGAAAGAAAGUUGAUUGCACUGUUCAUAUUACAUUUUUGGGGUAUGAGAAAGUUAUCAUUCUACCUUUCAGUGGUUGGAGUCUGUGCCAAGCAAGCAUUAGCCUUAUUGUUGCAUUUAUUUACUUUGGGUACAUUUGUACCUACCAAUCUCUCACCAAAGAGCUUAGAGCAUUAUAUUGGGAUUCUUUAGUUGUCUCAUCCAGCUGUGGGUCAGGCUCGUUUCUGUGUUCCUACAGAGCUGGAACUAUGGACUUGUUUAUAGUGCAUGUGAAAUGAAAAGGCCUGCGUUUCUGUGGUUUAGGGUCCAAGAAGGGGCAACAGUGAACAAGAAGAAAUGAUUGUAUGCUCCAGAAAGAUUGUUUUCUAUUAAACAGAAAUUGUGUCCUUCUGUAAGAGCAGUUCAUCAAUGAGCUAAGCCUCCUAGAGACAGUGCAUAAUCUCAUUCAGCUAUCUUCAUGGACAAUUUGGACACCCAUUUGUUGAAAAUGCUUUAUGUACAGAAGGUCCUGUGUAGGACACAGACAUGCACUGGAUGAUCAGUUUGCAUCCUGCCUAGGAUGAAGUGCUGUUGACAGUUCCAUGCCUGAAUUCCUUGCAGCCCUAAAGUAGGAUUUCAGCCUGCAGACUCUAGAUACCUCAUACACAUCCUGUUUCUAUGCUUCUUUACACGGAACCAAGGGGACGCAGGUGGCAUUGUGAUCUAAACCACUGAGCCUCUUGGGCUUGCCAAUUGGAAGGUUGGCGGUUUGAAUCCACACAACGGUGGUGAGCUCCUGUUGCUCUGUCCCAGCUCCUGCUAACUUAGCAGUUUGAAAGCAUGCCAGUUCAAGUAGAUAAAUAGGUACCGCUGCGGCGGGAAGGUAAACAGCGUUUCUGUGUGCUGUGGCUUUCAUCAUGGUGUCCUGUUGCACCACAAGUGGUUUAGUCCUGCUGACCACAUGACCCGGAAAGCUGUCUGCGGACAAACGUCGGCUCCCUCAGCCUGAAAGCGAGAUGAACGCCACAACCCCAUAGUCGCCUUUGAUUGGACUUAACCGUCCAGGGGUCCUUUACCUCUACCUUACCUUUUACAUGGAACCAAGUUCUCCUGACCUGAGUUUGAUGGGAUUGAAUCCUUGGCAUGAGAACACAGCAUCAAAAUUCUGAGCAGUAUCCUCCCUGUGGAUGAAGUGGCUGCUUGAAAAGGAAAAAGUUGCGUAACACAGGAAUCACAACAUUGUUUAUUGAAGCUGUUAUAUCCGCUGUAAUGGACAUGUUUGCUUCUAGUGGAGCUUGUCAUUCCAUAUCAUUCCAGAGCCCAUCUGUUUUCAGACUACAGUAUGAAAUGAAAACAGUAGUAAAUGAAAAUGGUGCAGUUAGGUAAUUUUAGACUCUGGACUUGAUUGCCUUAUUGGAAUGCCCCUCUUCAGACAGUAGGUGGGUACUACCAUAUUUUUUGCUCUAUAAGACGCACCAGACCACAAGACGCACCUAGUUUUUGGAGGAGGAAAACAAGAAAAAAAAUAUUCUGAAUCUCAGAAGCCAGAACAGCAAGAGGGAUCGCUGCGCAGUGAAAGCAGCGAUCCCUCUUGCUGUUCUGGCUUCUGGGAUAGCUGCACAGCCUGCAUUCGCUCCAUAAGACACGCACACAUUUCCCCUUACUUUUUAGGAGGGAAAAAGUGAGUCUUAUAGAGCAAAAUAUACGGUACUUCACUACUGUUGGAAACUCAGAUAUAUAAGCUAGGCAGCAAAUGGCUCCUUAAACCAGGGUUUCAGUCACCAAAAUGGAAUGCCUUGUUCCCAUUUUUUGGCCAGACGACUCAAAAGUUAUAUUUUCCAAUACAACUUUUUGGUUCCUGAAAUUCAUUCUGAUUGUGCAGAUAAAAUAAAAUGAAUAAAAUUCUACAGGAUGUGUUGCUAGUGUGUGAGAACAGUCAAGAUCCAAGGAUCCCCAGGCCAGGCAUGUAUCCCCAGAUGGUGGAGAUGUCAGGCCCGGGCGUCUUCAUUUGGUUGCAAAGUGCGCCUGGGGAAUUUUGAAUGCUGACUUCACCUACUCCAAAAUGGCAGCCUUGCUGUGUUUGGGGUCCCACCUGCUCAUUCUCCUAAGUAGGGUCUUGGACCUCUGCCCCCAAAGUCUGGUACCACAGGGUUUGCUGUUGCUGAGUUCCAUUUUGCAUUGCUGGGGCUGCUCCAAGUGUUUUCUUCCUGCUUGUGCAAUAGUUAUUUCCCAGAACUAUUAGCAGGCAAAUUUUUUGCAUUUCCUUCUGGGAGGAGGGCUCAGUCAAUACUAGCAUAUUGUGAAAAUAUAGGCACUUCUGUUUCUGUAGCUACACAGAUGAUUACUAUUAGAAUUGGAAUAAGCAUAAUCUGACUGUUAUUGCUACAUGUUUCAUAUAUACAGUCAAGGAAAAAAGAAAGUACACCCUCCUUGAAUUCUGUGGUUUUACGUAUCAGGGCAUAAUGACAAUCAUCUCUUCCUUAGCAGGUCUUAAAAUUAGGUAAAUACAACCUCAGAUGAAUAACAACACAUUACACCAUGCCUUGAUUUAUUUAAUAGAAAUAAAUCCAAAAUGGGUAGUUAGAGAGACACUUCAGUGGGUAUAGGAUCAGAUAGCUAACAUUUUCAUGUAAAGUCUGCAUAUGUUCUUAGUUGGAAUCCUUUGUGAAAGUACCUGCUUGUGUGCUGACAGAACUGCCUGCUCUCUCUCCCAAUGGCAGAAAAGUGUUGCUCUUGAUAGGGUGCUUGUGGAUUGUGUUUCUAUGCUAAAACAAACCAAGGCAAGAAGUUCACAAUACUAAAUGGGCUGUGUCCCUAGCAGCAGGUCAACAAAGGCUGAGAGGUCUGCGUUGCAUUCUUUAAGCAAGGACUUCUCAAACUUUACCAUCUCAGUCUUAACCAACCCAAAACAAACAGUUGCCUGUAAGUAGAUGUUAAAUGUCUUCUCUUUUCUCCACCUGCCUUCCACCCACUUGCUGCUGAUCCCUUGCAAAAUUCAUGUUGCUGAAGCAUUUACAGGAGCUCUCCUUGAGUUUUUUCCUACAGUUUGUUUCUUGCAAAGCUUAUCAUUCUGUAAAAAGCCACAGUUGAGAGAAAACAUGGGGUUUCAGAUGCACAAUUACACUUGUUGACGUUCAUCUAAAAUUCUUUGGCAGGAAAUAAUAAUAAUAAUAAUAAUAAUAAUAAUAUUUAUAUCCUGCCCAUCUGGUUGGGUUUCCCCAGCCACCUCUGGACGGCUCUGAGCAGAAUAGUAGAAACACGAUAAAACAUCAAACAUUAAAAUAUUUGCUAAGCAGAGCUGCCUUCAUAUAUAUCAGGGGUUGGCAACCUAAGGCCCAUGAGCCACGUGCGGCCCAUGGGGGUUGUUUAACUGGCCCAUGGACCCCUGCCGGCCGCUUGGUCAGCUCUCGUGCGCCGUGCUAAACUGGUGCAGAGCAGAGCAGGGACUGCCUUCCGUGAAGCUGACUGGCUUCCCAUUGGUUGCAGGAAGCUCCUGCAGCCAAUGGGAAGCUGCGCACACCUCCUCCGUGCUGGAAGGAGCACCGGAAAUAGCAUUUGCGCAUUCGUGUGCAUGCGUACACUCCAGCCCACUGUGACGUCUGUGGGACCGUGAACCUGCCCAGGUUUGCCAACCCCUGAUAUAUAUGAAUGGGGAGAAAUGGCCAGGGAGGAAAACCCCUAGUUCUUCCAGCCCACCUGCUGUUCCUUAGCUCAAAAUUGCAGCCUUCCACGUUUUCUCUUCAUUUGAAAUAGAAUAGUUGGAGGUCUGUUAUAUGCAGUUGUGGGGAAUCUGUGGCCUUCCAGAUGCUGUUGGACUCUAGCUCUCCUCAGUCUCUGCCACCAUGGUCAUAGAACUGUAGAGAUGGAAGGAGUCAUCUCAGGCAGGUCAGCUGGAGAGGCACAUGCUCCCCACCCCUGAUGUAAUAUGUAGUUUGCCUGUCAGCCAUAAUACUGCUCAAGAUUUGCCUUUGGUAUUCCAGCAAUCCUAUGCUAACAAACGAAAGCUGCAUCUGUUAAUUUUUAAAUUUUGCUCUGUACGUGACCAAAAAUCUUUUCAAAAGCACCCCUGCUUCCACAUCAAAAGCUGGCUGCUUAGCUGGAAGGCUUAUAAAAUCCAAAGUGUCUCUGCAAAGGGAAAGUUUGUAUUUAUAAUCCUUUUACAUGGCCUUUGUUAAGCAGAUAAGUGGAUGGCAGCUCCUUUUAUCAAGCCUGUCAGAGGUGUCAAUGUUUGCAGCUUGAUUCCAUCGCCUCUCUGCUGGCUGCCUGGAAGCCAGUCGUGGGUACAAGCGGGCUGACUGCACUCCUUUCACCAGCACUCGCCACAUUGUAGGAUAAUUAAGUGCCACUUGAUAAGGCGAACUGCUCUGAUGUGCUAAGUGAGGUAGCACUUGACUUCUCAUCACUCUGUUCUGUCCCAGUGGCUGAAGAAUGGCUCCAGGUCGGAGACUUUUCAUGCUGAGCCCUGAUGUUCCAUUUAGAGCAGCCAUUUCAAGGCGUCUCUUCUGAGCAUUUGUAUGUCUUCUUUAGAUGAACGCCAGCCACAAAUGUGGUUUUCACCACUCAGCAGAGGCAUGAAUGGGGGAGCCUUUUCCCAAGCCAUGUCUUUGACAAAUCUACCUGCCUGUUACGCAAGUUUCCAAACACCUUUGUAGCACUUAUUUACGUAUUUAAGAAAUUUAGAGACCGCUCACCAUUUGGUCCCACAGUGGUUUGCAAUAAUAAAAUGGUAAUGAAAUACAGUACAUAAAACAAUAUAACAUUUCUUAAAAGAAAACACAAUGAAAAAGAGAAACAAAAAACUCCAAAUAAUUCAUCACAUGAUUUAAAAAUAUUGGUUUGCUUAACCCAUCAACCAAACAGUUUAUUAAACCAAUGAAAACAAGAUUGCACUUCAUCACCAAAUGAUAUCAUUUUAAAAAAAUUGAUAAAGAGUGACAAUUUCUUUACAAAUUGAUCUUUAUCUGUAGAAAAUCCUGAACCCAAAUAUCAUAUGUUUAUAUGAUAUGUUAUACACUAAAGCUGUGUUCCAUAAACCAUUCUGAUAACAGAGGUUCUACUUUUCUUCUUUCAGUACUUGGGAAAUAACAUUUUUGCCACUACCAAUAAGUUAGUAACCAUCUCAACAUUUGUACUAUCCAGACAUCAUUCCAAAUAAUUCAAUAGUAUUCCAGUUGGUUCAUUUGGAAUAUAGCCAGUCAUCUAUUUAAUAUAAUGCAACGCAAACCACUGAAAACUAGGAAUCACAUUUCAGAAAUAAAUGUAAAUAAUCUGUGUAAACUUUUCGACAUCAACAAUUAUCCUGAGACAACUUGUUAAUCUGUUUUUUUUAAUAUGGUGUAAAAUAUCAUUCACACAUUUACAAAAACUUUCUUUCAAAUGAGCAGCAAUUAGUACUUUACUUAGAUUUUCUCCCAAGCCAUUUAAAUGUAAAUAAAAAAUUAUUCUAGUUAAAAUAAUAAAUGAUAGAAGGUUUUGGGGAAAAGUUCAACAUUUGAUCAAUCAGGUUAUAAAACAAAAGUUCAUUUUGGACCCAAAAGUGGUGUUGCUUAAUUAUCAACCCCCAGAAUUUAAUUAAUAAGAAUUUAAUUUUACACUUGUUAACAGCUGCAAAGUUAGUCAUCACGAGACAUUGGAAGUGCCUAGAUGUGGACCUCUUUGAAACCUGGAUCACACGGAUUUGAACUUAAUACUUAUAGACACACUUAAGACUUUGCAACAAGAAUGCUGAAGUGGUGGUGGGGAGCACUACUUUUUAUGCAACAUGGUUUGUUUUCUUCACUAUGUACAGUCAGUCAGGUAUGGCUUCCACCCCAAAAAAGACGAGAGACACUAUGGAAUGACACUUUUGUUCAUUGUAAGGUGGUGGACUCUCCUUCCUUGGAGGUCUUUAAGCCCUCUGUCACAAAUUACGGGGGGGAGGGGGGGUUGGACUAGAUGACGCUCAGGGUUCUUUCCAACUCUACAAAUAUAUUAAUUCUGUUAUUCUAUAUGAGCAAGAGAAUAUAGUCUUCAGUAAGAAAAUAAUUAUAUGAAAGGUUGUUGUUUUUUUCCCUUCUAGUUUUGUGUCUUUGGAUGAGAUGGUUCAUGUUUUCUCCAGUGUGCUGGCCCCUCUUUUUCAUUGUUUUCCUCGUUUCAUCUCCUUUGGCAUCAGUCUACGGAAUAUGGAUAAAUGUUUAGAUGAGAUGCCUUUGACUUUGGCUGUGUACAGCUGCUCCCAGUGGAAAAAGAAGACGACAGCCAGCUUUGUGUUAACUCUUAAGAUGCUGUAGGUAGAUGAUUACUGCAGUAACAUAUGUAUUAUACUUUCUACUGUUAAAUAUUCACUUUAAGAACAUGAGAAAAGCCUGCUGGGUCAGGCCAAUGGCCAGUUUAGUCCAGCAUCCUGUUCUCGCAGUGGAUAGCCAGAUCCUGUGAGAAGCUCGCUUACCUGACCUGACUGGAGCACAGCAGCACUCUGCUCCCCUGUCUUUUGCAGCAAGUGGUAUUCAGAAGCAUACUGCCUUUGACAGUGGAGGUAGUACAUAGUCAGCAUGGACAGUUGUCCUUGACAGCCUUAUCUUCCAUAAAUUUGACUAAUCCUCUUUUUAAGCCCUCCAAGUUGGUUGCCAUCAUUGCCUCUUGUGGGAGCAAAUGACAUAAUGUUAUGAGAGAGGGAUAACAACUUUCUGCUGUCCCCUUUCUCCACAUCAUGGAUAAUUGUAUACACCUCUGUCAAGUUUUCUCUCUCUUGUCUUUUCUCUGAACUAAAAAAGCCUUUAAUAAGCCCUUUCCACAUAGGGGAUUUGCCCCAUCCCCUUGAAAAUUUUGGUUGUACUUUUCUAAACCUUUACAGUAUCCUUUUUGAAGUGAGGUCACCAGAACUGUGAGUAUUUCAAUUGCAUUUGCACCAUACAUUUUGUUUUAAUGAUCAGAGGUUGCUCUGAAAGGAUCAGGAGCAGCUGUUCUUGACCUAUGGUGUGUGUGUGGGUUUAUGCAUGUAUAUGCGUAUCAUUACAUUCCUAGAGAAGCCAUCAAGCUGACCUAAUUGUCUUUUAUAAACCUGCAGCAGCUGUUCAUUUUCAGCAUAAUCCAUUCCUACAUUUAUUCCCACUCCUGACAUGAAUCAGGGGUAUGGGAGAAAAUAGCUUGUAUCUGUUUCCAGGUAGACUCAAUUUUUCAAAAUGCCUGGCUAUUUGGUGAAGUGUGUAGUGGCUAAAUUCAUGAGCUAUGAACUGAAAAGCAUUAAAAAAAACCAUGAAAAAACCUUUGCAAAUCUGCCUUAGAUGAAGUUGUCUAUGUAUCUGAAAGAAUAAUUUUUCUUAUCAGCCGAGUCUGGUGCAGUAAAAUACUAUUUCCUGUGCUGCUUAGAGAGAUGGUGAUGCAAAAGCUUUCCCGUGGAAAAGUUUGGGGGACUGAAAGAUCUCCAUGCUAGGAUGAUUUUAAAAUCCCUUUUGCUGCCAUUUCCUGGUCUUAAUCCAGUCUUAUUGGGAACACACAGAUGGAUUGUCCCAUGUAGGCCAGAUCCAUCAGUGUGAAACUUCACUCCCCUUAAUGGCACCCCAGAUCCACUGCUGAGGAUAAAUUGGGAAACUUCAAACUGCAGGACAGCAAGAGGUGCCAAAAGGGUGGCCCCUCCCUCUGCUACGUGCCCUUAAAUAACCAGGAACUGACGUGGCUUUUUCAGGCCUUGUUGGCCAACACAGGAGUGGCAAAUAUGAUGAGGCAAGCCAAACAUGCAAAGCAUUUUAAAAGACAUUCCUUCCCCUCCAUAAAAGGUCUGCCCUGUAAGCAAGUGCUGUAAUUUUUCUGCAGCCAGUGAUAUGAAUUUUAAAAGAGAGAUGUUUGCUUUUGCUUUCUAAGCACCUUCUAGAAUUAAGAUAACACAUUCCAAGGACAUACUUUUAAAAUCUGGCUGCUGUGAUACAGGUCACUUUGAAAAGUUAUCUCAUUUUAACUUGAUGCAAAUCCUGUUUAGGCUAUGAAAGAGGUCUUUUGGCUUUCACAGGGUUUCCUGACUAACUUAUUACAACUUAUUAUUAUUCUAGACUAACUUUUUCUGUGAUUAAUGUUUUGCCUGGUUUCUGUUCAGUUUAACGCUUUCAACAGUAAACAGGUGCUGUUGAUGAGCUUUUGAGCUGUAACUGAAGGACUGUUUUUGCAUUGUGUGAGAGGGUUUGCAUUGCGGACAGGUUCAGCGUGGGAGAGGUGAGCUGGUUCUCCAAAAUGCUCUUUUCUGGAACACCGAGGAGACUGUUUAGAAUAAGAUCCUUGUAGUCUUCAGGGUAUUUAUAGGCUUGUCAUGUUGUGUGGGGAAUGCUACAUUAUCCUUGGUGACAGAAGAGCCUAGCUUCAGGUUUCUCCACCUGUUGUAUGUGGUAAACAGCUCACUGUUCUAUGAAAUCAGUAAACCUUCCCCAGGCUCCUGUUCAUCUAGGGUAAGAGACAGGCUAAUAAAUAAUUGGAAUAAGGUUGUUCUGAGGUACUUCACAAGAGCCAUCUUGGUUAGCUCUGCUGAUAAACAAAACAUCAUCUCAACCUGGAGUUGCUGCUUAGACUUAAAGGCUUUGCAGAAUUUGGAAUCCCCCAGAAUCCCAAAGCAUUUGAUUAUUUGCCAGCACCCGUUACUUGGUUUGGGUGGUCAUUUUUAAUACUUGGAAGGAACCAUAAGGUGACACUUCCAGCUUGGCAGUUAUUUUUGGAAAUGCUUCAACUUCAGCCGGAAUUAUGACUCACAUCACAUUGUUAAACAGUUCUCGCAUCUUUAGGAUAACAGGGCUCCUGGAAAUGCAAUAGCCGAAUAGCUGAGUUAAUUUUGACAGGUGAAUCUUCCCAGCCUUUGCAAUACCAUCGGCAGGAGAGAAGCUGAAUUUUCUGAAAUCUUCCAUUUCUUUGUACAGUCGUGCCUCGCGAGUCGAAUGUUUUCGUUCCCGAACUCCGCAAACCCAGAAGUGAGUGUUCUGGUUUGCGAAUGUUCUUUGGAACCCAAACAUCCAACACGGAUUCCUGCAUCCAGUCAGAAGCCGCGCCUUGGUUUCCGAACGUUUUAGAAGUCGAACGGACUUCCGGAACAGAUUCCGUUUGACUUCCAAAGUACCACUGUACUUGCUAAACCAGAUUGGCUUUGCAUUUUAAAGUCUAAUGUCUCUUGCAACCACCCCUGUGACUUGGGUCGUUUUUUAGUCACAAUUUUACAAACUGACAAAUAAGUGUGUCCCAGUUUAGCCCAUGUUGAACUGGGAUUUUGAACUCCAAUCCAGUUCUCUGUCCCGUCUUCCAUGCUCAUUUGUUGUGGCCAGCUGGUGUCUUCUUGCCCCUGGCUGAACCUUUUUGGUGGGGCAAGCACAAGUGCAGCUGAGCAUGUUAACUGCAACUUGUUAUGGUAACAGUGGCAGAGCUACGUUGUCCCCUCUCUUCGUGUCCAUCCCAGCCGUAAUAAAAGGAAUAAAGAAACCCUUGAUAACUUAAAGGAGGACAAGAGUUUGCUCCCAGUUGUAUCUGAUCUCUUGUAACAUUCCUUUGUAGUCCAGUGCUCUGUGUUAAACCAGCUCCACACAGACUUCUGUUGCACCUCACUUAAACCUUCAUCCUCUUCCGCACUCAUGAAGCUCUAGCAAGGUAGUGCAGAAAAGGAAGGAGAACAGCCUUUGCUUUUUUUCUGGGGGUAUUCAGGGGUACGCAGUACCAGCACCUCUGUUUUUUGUUGUUAAAAAGUGUGGCCCUUACUAUAACAACUUCAUGGUGGGAAAAAAGCACUGGGUGCAGGCGUCACAAAGGUUAUUUUUAGAGGCAGGAAGUGAGAUAAAUAAAAAAUUCUUCCAGGGCAUCCUCUCUGUUCUCUAUCCUUACACCCCACCAGCUUGUCAAAUAUGUAGAAGAAAUUAUGGCACUGCCAAAUAAAGUGUCAAUAUGGCAGAACUCCCCUUGCUUUCCCGCUGCCACAGGAAUAAAAAAUAACAAUUUGAUCUCAUCAGGUUGCUUUAAAAUAUGGGUUUCCGAAGGGAUAAUUGUUCUUGCUCUGAGUCAGUCACAGCAUUGAUGAUUGCAGUUAUAUGUUGCAGUCUCCCAUUGCAGGUUCUUCAGUCACUUCUUAUUAUAAUAAUAGCUAUCACCUGCUGUUGCUUAUUAGACUUGUUAGAUGCUUAUUACCCAAAAGUCUCCAAGCAACUUAUAACGCAUUAAAACAUCAAUAUAAAUACAUGAUACCAUAAAAGGAGAGCAAACAAUAUCCAUAACUUGACACAGGAAGCUCGGCAGCUCACUAAUAACAAAAAACAUGUGGGGGGGAGGGGGAUGUAAGUCUUUAUGGUGCCGCAAUGUUGUGCACAUUACCAGAGACUGGAUUACCAAAGCCAGCCUGUCUCUAUGCAGGUAGGGUCACAGCUAGAGUACCACCACAGACUGAUGAAAGGCACUGUACACACUCCUGAUUGGCUUCAGCAAGUCUCACAAGACCUCAACCACUCCUAUUGGUAAGGGGAAUAAGAUUGCAAAAACACCCUUAAAUAUGAUCUCCAAUUUAGCUCUUUCCUCUUCAUGGCAAUAGGGCACUAGGCCAGAGUUAAAUGUGUCCUUCCUUGAUGUGAGCCGAUGGCUGUGCUUGAAGCUUUCAAGGGCAGUUGGGGAUUUGCUUUCUAGCCAUUUUGAAAACUGUAUACAAACAAGUCAGUGGGUGAGUUUGGACUUCAUUGAAGCCGCCCAGACAGGAGGGAAAUAACAAUUCUUAUUGGCUCAAUACAGGAAUGUUUUUGUCCUGCAUGUCUGCCUUUUUGCUCCGCAGCACAAUAAGUGAGCGUUCUUAUCUGAUGCUCUGAAUGAACCUUUGUUUGAGAAAAUAUUGUUAGUUUUGGCUUGAAGAGAGCUGAAUUCACGCGUCCAGUUUCCCACAAAAGAGAUUAGAUUAAUUUUCUUUUAACAAUAAAGAAAUGUGGAGAAAGUGUGAGCCAUUGUCAAAACUGGUUUGUUUAGUUCAGUUGAACUGAAAAGGCUAGGUAACUGAAUGUGUAUUGAGAAUUAGGUUUAGGAGUGCUAAGUUACUCAGUUUUAUUAUUGUGCAUUCAGAUUAAUUGUUUUAAAAGUCUGUUUAGUGUAGCAGAAUAUGGGUAUCAUCACUUAACGGUUUUAUGACCGAGUUCCAACUAGGAAUUGAAUAAGUCGCAACAAAAAGACACCACUCAUCUCCUACAAGGAUUUACCAGUGACUCGGUGCCAGAAUACAAUUAGUUGUUGGCUGUGUUUUCUACAUACAGAAUGUAGAUGCCAACAUGGUUGAAUGCACUGUACCACUUCAGAUUUACAGGUGGGAGAUAAUCACUUUUUCAUACUUCCCCAUGUCUGCCCAUAAAAACUAGCAUACUAAGAGUUAUAAAAACUAGCAUACUAAAAGUUAGUUUUCUUUUUAAAACCAAUAUACUGCACUUUCUAUAUAUAUAAUGUUUAUUAUAUAACAUAAAAAUUAUUUACAUAAUGCAGAUAUUAUAAAAUAAACCAUCAGCUAUAAUUAUAGUGCAGUUAAGGGUGUUAACAUGUGAAAAUAAUGCAUGGUUGAGCAGGGAGCAGGGUCAGGCAUAAGGGGCCAUUUGUUUAUUAUGGGUUUUUUAAUAGACAACUGGAAGAGGAGAGAAGUGCAGAGGACUAUAAGCGGAUGGGUGCCCUAUUUACCAUCCUUUGGACUCUCUGGGAAACUCACCAAUCCAACUCUUCUGUAGCUUGGAACUGACAGUGCUGAGUAGGUCAAAGCUGUGGGCGACCUAGGGUGAGGUCACCACGUUCCAUGACGCCUCUCUGUUGUGAGAUCUUGUGGGUGAUCUUUGAACUCAUUUAGGCUCUGGGUGAGAGCCAAGGUCAAUGGGUGGUGUCCUAGGUAAGAGCCAGGAAGCUUAGAGGUUUUGGGUCAGAAGGAGAAGGAGUUGAUACCAGGAAGCAUUCUUUAAUAAGUUGUGUUGCUAAUUCUUCUGUGUAUUUUUGUAACAUUUGCUGUUCUUGCUUUAGUUUUCUGAUAUAUUUUUAUUAAUUGGGAGGUUUGGAAAUGGUAUAAACAAAGAGGAGCAUUUCAAAAUGUUAACCCCCCACCCCAUGCUGCAGUCUGAACUGUGGCAGUCAGGUUUCUCCACUGUACAACCCAGCCUUUUGAUUCAGCAUAGUAUUGUCAACAGUACUUUGCCUUUCCCUUAUUCGGGCUACCCCUUUCUGAAAUAAUCUUUCACUAUGAUUAUCACUGCUUUGCUACUUGGUCUGUGUCUGCUUCAAGGUGGAAUGGUGUGUGAAAAUUCUCAUACAUGAGAUGCACACGGUCAUUCAGAGCAUAGUUGCUUUCAAGGGCAAAGGAGCAAUGAGCAUAUAGCAGCCAAAUCACAGGGCCUGUGGUCCACUGAAGCAGCAUGUGCAAUGCACUAAGCAGCUCUUCCCAACCUGGCGCCCUCCAGUUAUUUUUUGACUCCAACUUCCAUUAGUCUCAGCCGGCUUGACCACAGCUCAGGUAUCACGGCAGUUGUGGCCCAGCACACAACUGGAGAGCACCAGAUCAGGGAAGGAAAGCAUUAGUUAACAUGAAGAACGUAAGAAUAGCCUGCUGAAUCAGGCAGCCAACCCAGUAGUCCCUCUAGUCCAGCAUCCUGUUCCCAGAAUGGCCACCCAGAUGUCCAGAACCUAAGUGCAGUAGCAUCACUCUCCCCACCUGUUUCAAGGCAAAGAGGGGAAGCCAUCUGCAAGGCUCAUGUGCUCUUUUACUGCUUGAAGUUUGGUUUAGCAGUAAACAUCAAUUUUCAUUCUGUCUUUGAGACAGUCUACACAAGAGUUUCCCCCUGCUGCGGUUCUGCAGGUAGUACUUUAAGGGCCAGCGAUCUGCGGCCUCUUUGUCCUGUGCCUUUUCAGAGUUGUUUUGUUACUCUUGUUCUGCUAUUUCACUGUCUCUGUAUUAGUGCUUGUGUGCUUUAGCUUUGUGCUAGUAUCACUGGUGGGAGGUUUCUUAAACCUGAAAACCUGUGUUGUUGUUGUUUUUAACAACGCUGGGGCUGGCUUUCUGGGCGGGAAAUAGUAACCUGCCAUUUUCAUUUCUGACCCUCUGUUUUAUGGCCGUUGGGUAAGUAGUGAAGACGACCCUUUGCUGCAGUGUAGCUGUAAGGAAUUGCUUUUGUUUCAUGAACUCAGCUGUGUUGCUGCACCUUGUGGAGCAUCACAGAGCAUUUCCCCCCCUUUGCUCCUAAUGUACAGCUGCGAUGCUGCGCAGGUGCUUACCUGAUAAAAUUAAAUAGAAAGUCACAUGAGACACAAAUGCCACCCAGUAAUAAACAACUCCUGUUGUAAUCUCUUGCAUGUGGCAAGGGAUUCCAGAUUAAUUUUAAUUAUACCAUCAUCCUCAGGGUGGCAGCCUGGGAGAGGCAUUCUCUGUGGCAGCCCCUAAGCUGUGAAAUUCGCUCUCCCCCACCCCCAACAGAGGUGCAUCUAACACCUUCAUUGUAUAGCUUUUGCUGUAUGCUGAAGGCACAGCUCUUUACCCUGGCCUUUGACACCUAGGUUUAGUUAAUAGGAGCCACCACAGUCCUCUGAUGUAAAGUUUCAGCUGGGGUGGGGGGGAAGGGUUAACCCACCCUAGGACAUUAUGGUGAAGGGCAGGUAACACAUCAGUACAAAAAGUCAGAUUAUACCAUAACAUGUGACCACCAAGCAGCAGUUCAGUUUGCAAGACAAAGUAGCACAAGGAAGCCUCACUAGUAGCACAAGGAAGCCUCACUAGUGUCCUGUGCAGCAGUGGUGGCUGGUGCUCAUUGGGGCUGGUGAGGUGUAAAACAGGAAGCCAACAGCAGGUGGAGCCAGAGGUAACGUCAAUAAAUUCUAGAUUUGUUCCCAUCUUCCUCCCUUCUGAGUUCUACAAGGGCAAUUUUGAGGCUGAAGAAGAGGAAUCUGACAGUGCCACCCCCUGGAUUGGUAGCUAAGUAGCAAAGUGGGCAGGUGGGGGGGGAUGUUGUUGUUGUUGUUGUUUAGUCGUUUAGUCGUGUCCGACUCUUCGUGACCCCAUGGACCAGAGCACACCAGGCACUCCUGUCUUCCACUGCCUCCUGCAGUUUGGUCAAACUCAUGCUGGUAGCUUCGCGAACACUAUCCAACCAUCUCGUCCUCUGUUGUCCCCUUCUCCUUGUGCCCUCCAUCUUUCCCAACAUCAGGGUCUUUUCCAGGGAGACUUCUCUUCUCAAGAGGUGGCCAAAGUAUUGGAGCCUCAGCUUCACGAUCUGUCCUUCCAGUGAGCACUCAGGGCUGAUUUCCUUAAGAAUGGAGAGGUUUGAUCUUCUUGCAGUCCAUGGGACUGUCAAGAGUCUCCUCCAGCGCCCUAAUUCAAAAGCAUCAAUUCUUCGGCGAUCAGCCUUCUUUGUGGUCCAGCUUUCACUUCCAUACAUCAUUACUGGGAAAACCAUAGUAGGGAGGAUAGCUGAGAACAAACUGAGGUUGGGGGGCAGAGCUACAUUUCCCUCCACUGCUGCAUAGGUUGAUCAUUCCUUGAUCUUCCAGGAUGCAUUUGCUCCAGUUUGCCCAUGGAUGGUUCCCUGCUUUAGGAACUUACUAUGAACUCAGCUUUGCUUGCUUGCUUUCUCAAAUCAAAUGUUCUUCAUAUCUUUCCCGUGCUGUUUUAUCUUCCCUGGGGGGUUGUAAAUAAAUGGCACAAGAGGUUUGUGGGUUUUUUUAAGAACACGUUGCUCUUAGGAAAUACAGGAUUAAAGGGAGGCAGUAUGACCUUUUGGGAAUUAGCAGCUUUAAAAAGUCACCUCAUGCGAUGCAGGUUAAUUAAAGUAUUGCCUGCCUCUUGGGUUGGGGAUUAAUUAUUAUCUGACCUACCAUUAACUUGGACUGAGAACUUGAAUCUCUCCCUCCAGAAUUUCAGCCAAGAGAGAGCAGAGUGCAUUAUACACAUCCAGACUGUAGAGCUACUUUUGUUUUUAAACAAGUUUGUCAAUAUUUGAUUACUAUUUCAGUAUUUGUUAAAUCCAGCCUUGCUAAUAACUCCUAAUAACAUUUACAUACAAAAAAUCUAACUAGCCCACCCUAACUACAUAUCGGAGCCUUUUUUGGGAGUUUUAAACUGAUUUUUGGAAGGUUGUCUUCAGUUGUUUACUAGACGUUUUAAUUGUUAUUAGUAUUGGUAUGUUUGCCACCUUGGGCUCCUUUGAAGAUGGUGUGGGGUGUAAAUCUGAUGAAAUACAUUUGCUUGUCAUUUAUACUAUGUCUGUGGCCUGAAAGGAAAAAAGCCACAAUAUAAAUAAAUAGCUCAACCUCUGUGUCCAAGGCUAAUGCAGGGCUGGGGGUGUCACCAAGAUUGCAGCUGAAGAGGGAGGGGUUCCCCACACUCUGCAUUCCUAGGGACCCCCUACCCACAUGCCUUGUAUUCAAGAGAAAAACCUGUGGCCAAAGCUGCACGCUAUGCAUUUGAAAUAUCAUAUAUUUGGGCCCUCCGUAUCUGUUGAUUGGUGUCUUGGGAUUGCUGGCUAAGGCCAUGAAGUCUUAUCUUGUAAGAGUGGGAGACACAGAUACCCUUGUUGCACAAACCAUUUCUUGCCUGUUUUGGAUGCACAAGAUGCAGAAGUUGUCAUCACCAGCAUUGCUUGAUAGGAAACUGAGCAUUGGACACCAGGAAUAUCUGAACCCCUGUAGCUACGGUUUCAUUGUAUGUUAGGCAAUCGGGGUUAAGGCAACAAAAGAAGCUGAAGAAUUAUGUCUACCUUGGGCAUUCACUCUUUUGGAAAGCCCUGGAAAUCUCAGGAGACGAAGAGUUGCUUUAGCAGAUGAUUCAAGUCUAUGCUUUUCAGUGUCCAGCAGGAUGGUGUGUGUUUGGUGGUCGUGGUGUUUGUUUUAAAUUGUACUAUAUAUUUCAUUGCUAUAUAAUGGAAUGGAGCAGCCUUUGCCAAUCUGGUGUCUUUCAGGUGUUUUCGUUCAAACCAUCUGGAGGGCACCAGGUUGGCAACGGCUGGAAUAAGGAGUAGGGAAGCAAGUACAGGAGCUGCAUAGGUCAGGUGUGUGGUAAUAGCACAAUACAGAAGAAGCUAAACAGUUACCUGACAUUAUCAUUGUGAGGGGAAGCCAGUAUAUAUUCAUCUCGAUGCAGUCAAACUCCUUCCGCAGGUUUUUACUACCCACUUUUGACAAAGCAAUUGUCAGUGGGUUGGCUGUAAAAUGUGCAGCAGCAAGUCACUAAAAUCUUAUUUAGGAACCUAUUUUGAGCAGGGUGGAUUUGAUUUAAGUCAAAUGGAUUUAAAUCACUAGUCAGUAAGAAAGAUUCAUUCUUGCUCGUAUGAUCUUAAUAAUGAAGAUUUCAGUUUUGGAAUAAUACAUUUUCAGAGUAGUUUUUACAGUUAUAUCAAAAAUUGCUAAUUUGGUUAUACUAUUAGAAAUACAUAGACAGAUAAUUAUGAAACUAUUGUGAGGUUUAAUAAGUUAACUGUUUAUAUUUGGACAGCUUUCCUGCUGUACUUUAUUGGAAGGAGAAAAAUAAUCAUUUCCUUAAUAACAAUUUAAACGAUUUGUUUAACUAAAACAAUAACAUUAUAGCAUAUGUAUCCAUGUUUGUUAACUGAUGUGGUUGAACGAUUUUUUUUUAAAAACACACACCUUAGACUGAGUUUUAGCACAUAUGAAAAACUUAAAUCAAAUUCUUAUUUCCUGAUGAAUAGCCUUUGGACUAUAAUGUAACUUAAAUAGAAAGCUAUCUUUAGAAAGAUUUUUCCUCCAAAAGCAUUUUAUUUUAAAAAUUCCGAUUUACAUCAAAAAAAUCUGAUUUAAAUAAAAAAAAUCAAUUUUUUGAUUUUUUUAUUUUAAAAAAUCAUUGAUUUUUAUCCACCCUGAUUUUGAGUUUAAGGGGCAUGAACUUCACUUUGGAUAUUUUCUAGGAUGCAGUUAACCAACCUGUUUAGUCAGAAUGACAGAGCGCAACUUUUAAGUUUAAGAUAGUUUUUACAUUAAAGCACCAAGAAGUCUGAUUAUGGAUUUCCUAUGUCAUUGUUUUGCCCCAGAAAUUGUAGUUGCUCCCUUGUGUGAGGUUUUUCAAAUGGAAUGUAACAUCAGAGAAUGAGGGAGAGCCUCGUGUUUAGUGAAUUUGUGUUCCCGAUGGGGCGAGGCAUUUUCUUUUAAAGCAUGGCAAGGAUUAAAGAGGUCCUAUGUGUCAUCAGCCAUUCUGCUCAAAGUGCUUAAAAACAGAUAAAGCCAAACACCCCCUCCCAAGCAGUGGACCAGAAAGGAAGCCAGGUGGCCGUGUCCACCCUGUCUAGACUUAAGCCCGUCACAGACGCAGUUGUCGCCAUGAGCCAUUACAGGAUUAUUUGGGGAAUAAUGCCAGCUCUGGCAAUCCCAGGGAAAAGCAAGCAGCUGUUACUGGGCCAGCAGGUGUGAGAGAUCAGGGCUUUUGUCCCUGCACUAGAUGCAGGGAAAGCUGUCGCUUUUCCAAGACUCUGCGGGCCUUCUCAUGCCUGCAGUUGCUUUGCUUUCUCUAAAUCACGUUGCAUACAGCCAGGCGGGUGGCAAAGGAGCAAGAGCUGCAGGGCUCAUUUUGGUCCCACAUCCCAUGUGGCUUUUGUAAACUCAGUUCAAAAGCCCAUCCAUCUCCCGCUCUUGGAAACCAUCGAUUGUAGUGCUCAUUAGGGUUGCAUCGAUUUUCUUCCAGAUUGAUUUUGAACACUGUCUUCAGUAUACAAACACACACACACAUCCUUUAAAUCAGCUUAGAUCAGGUGUUGGCAAGGUUUGCCUUGCCUGGGCUGGUUCACUCCAGCGGAGAUCCCUCUGUGGGCCGGAUUGUGCACGCACAUGAGCGUGCGCAGCCGUGAUUUAUGGCGUCUGCGUCUGUGCAGAAACGAUUUCCAGUGUCUGCAUCUGCUCAGAUGUGAUUUCCGACACCAUGGAAGCGAGUCCCCAUGUUGCACUGCACCGGUUUAGCACUGCGUGUGGGGACUCGCCGAGCAGGCGGCUUGGUUUGGGGGCGGCUCGUGAGCCGGUUAAACGACCCCCAUGGGCCGCUUGUGGCCCAUGGGCCUUAGGUUGCCUACCCCUGGCUUAGAUCAGCUUCCGAAACCCAGGAUAUCCCGGCACAGUUCGUGUUGCCUCUUGGCAUCCUGCCCUCUCAUUUGUCCAGACAGUUUUCUGUGCUUUCUGGCUAGUGGUGGUAACUUGUGCUAGCUGCACUGUAGCCAGCAUCAAUGAAUCCCCGCAUGUCCUUGCUUCCUCCUUCAGAAUGAUGUCACUGCCCAUAUAUGUGUGUGCGUGUAAUGGCUACUAUAUGUGGUUUCCCUGCUCUAAGGGGCAUGGAGUGGUGGGUGCAUCAAGAAUCAUGGCUGGAUGUUUCAAGGCACAUUUCAGUCCCUCUCAUGAUGACAAACAGUUUGAAAAUAGCUGUUCUUCAAUGAACCCCAUCAGCUGUUCUGCGGUUCAGCAAAACAUGGACUUCCUCUGCUGUCUUUGAAUGAACUGAUCAUUUGAGGUCAUUUGGCGUCACUUAAUUCUGUCUCUUCCAUGCUCUAGCAACCACAUUCCUCAUUUUAAAUUGGAACAGACGCUCCUCUGUUCGUUUUUUAAGUAUGUUUUUUCACCUCUAUCUGCAAUAGUAUUUGGUAAGUGUGGCGAGAUGGUCAAGAGGUUAAUAUUUAAGUCUAUCCUCUGUCGUACAAGUUGUUUUCCACGUGAUUAUUUCUUUUUUCUUCCUUGUUUCUUGGCUUGCUGUCUGUUGCAAGCGCCAGUGACCUUUAAAACCUUUUUGCACAGAAUUUGCUUGUGAAAGGCAGCAUUGAGAGAGAGAUUGAAGCAUGCCCCAUGUGUGCUGGGCCAGAGUUAAUAGUUCCCUUAUAGCCUCUUCAGGGCUACUUUUGGCUCAUGUAAUGAGGCCAUCCUGCAGGAAUGCACUUAAAAACUUUCUGAGUCUUGAUCUUCAACAGCUUUCAACACAGGAAAAAUUCCCGAACACAACCAAUCCUGAAACGCAAAAGAUGUUUUUAAAGCUGUAGAGGAUUCUGGAUGGGCUUGAUUUCUCAGGGCAUUGGCUUCAUUUUUUAGGCAGUCUCUCAGGAAAUGCUUUCAGCAGUAUAGCUGAGAAGGAACCUCUGCACAUCAACCAUUGAAUCCCUUCAUGUUGCAAAGGGUUCUUGGGCAUGUUCUAACCUCUAAGGCUCUUGGUUCUUACCAUUACCCUUUAUGAACUGGGUGUGUCAUAGAACAUCCCAAGGCUCACCCCAUGGGUUGCAGUUACAGGAGAUACCAUAUUUUUCACUCUAUAGGACACACUUUUUCCCCUCCCAAAAUUAAGGGGAAAUGUGUGUGUGUCCUGUGGAGCGAAUGCAGGCUCCUUGGCUUCAGUGAUAUCAAUGUGAAGCCUCCAAAGCACAGAGGGAGCGCUCCCUCCGCAUUCCGGAGGCUACACGUUGCUUUCGCUGAAGCCUGGAGAGCGAGGGGUCGGUGAGCACUGACCCCUCUCGCUCUCCAGGCUUCAGGGAUAGCCGCCUGAAGCCUUUGGAGCGCAGCGGGACCUUGCACUGCGCUCCAAAGGCUUUGGGUUCCUUUUAUGAGAGCCGGGAGACCUGGCUUCAGGGAUAGCCGCCUGAAGCCUUUGGAGUGCAGCGGGACCUCGCGCUGCGCUCCAAAGGCUUCAGGCAGCUAUCCCUGAAGGCUUUGGAGCGCAGCGGGAACUCACGCUGCGCUCCAAAGGCUUCGCAACCUUGCCGCCGCUCCCGGACCUGUUUUGGGUGCUGGCAGGCUUCCCCCGCCCCAGCCCCCUGGCUAAAAACGAAGCCAAGACAUCCCGCUGGCUGUCUAGUCUUUUGCCAAAGCCGCGCGCAACCUCUCCAGCCAGGAGAGGUUGCACGCGGCUAAAAACGAAGCCAAGACAGCAAGCAGGCUGGAUCUCGCUUGCUCCCGGCUGGAGAGGUUGCGCGCGGCUGAAGAGGAAGCCAAGACAGCGAGCGGGAUGGAUCCCGUUUGCUGUCUUGGCUUCUUUGCUCUUUGGGCCUGGGGCGGGGGGGAGAUAAGAUUUUUUCCCUUGAUCCCCCCCCCCUAAAAACUAGGUGCGCCUUAUGGUCCGGUGCGCCUUAUGGAGCGAAAAAUAUGGUAAUCCACAGUAGUGGGUGAGCUAUCUUUCCUUUCGUAGAGAAGCUUGUCCUCACCAGCAAUUACCUUACAAAGAAAGACCUGAUGGGCUUUCAUGGGACAUUCCAGCAUUCCUUAGGGAGGGGCCAUAGCUCAGCAGAAAACCACAUGUUUUGGGCAAAGGUCCCAGGUUCAACUCAUGGCAUCUCCAGCUAAGAAAAAUGAUGGGAUGGGAGAAAUCCCUCCCUGCUUGAGACCCUGGAGAGCUGUCAUCUAUUAGGUUAAAAUGACAAAUGCAGUAGUCUGAACUUGUAAAGCUUUAUAGGAAGCUUAUACAAGGCAGUUUUUAAAGCCACUGCUUCAGAGUACUAUAUCCAGGGCUUUUCUUUUUUUAGAUAGAACUCAAUUCUGACACCUCUCAGGUGGACACCAUUGCCAUUAUUGGCGUGGGUGGCGCUGUGGUCUAAACCACUGAGCCUCUUGUGCUAGCUGAUCAUAAGGUUGGCUGUUUGAAUCCCCGCGACGGGGUGAACUUCCGUUGCUCUGUCCCAGCUCCUGCCAGCCUAGCAGUUCGAAAGCACACAAAAAAGUGCAAGUAGAUAAAUAGGUACCACUGUGGCGGGAAGGGAAACAGCAUUUCCGUGUGCUCUGGCUUCCGUCAUGGUGUUCCGUUGCGCCAGAAGCGCUUUAGUCCUGCUGGCCACAUGACCCGGAAAGCUGUCUGUGGUCAAACGUUGGCUCCCUUGGUCUAAAGCGAGAUGAGCGCUGCAACCCCAUAGUCUCCUUUGAUUGGACUUAACCGUCCAGGGGUCCUUUACCUUUACCCUUACCUAUAGGCGAACAAGGGAGGUGUUCAUUGUGAGUUCCGGCACCCCUUUUUCUAGAAAAAUAGCACUGACUAUACCCCAAAUCCAGAAACUAGCACAGUGAUCAAAAGGGAUGUGGCUCUUUUAAGGCACAUAUUCGCCUCAACAGAACAGAACAGAACAGAAUAUCUAAAUAUCUGCUGCCUAAUUAAAAAAGUUGUAUGUGAGCAGGGCUGGUUGGAGUAGAAACAUGGGUUUGCCCUGGCAUCAAGACAGACUAUAGUAAGGGGUUUCAAUGUCCCAAUGAGUCACAACUUGUCCCCUUUAGCUCUGCUUUCAGGCCUGGUCAGAAUUAAAACUCAGGCCCAGGCAGAGGACACUAGGUAGCCUUCAAAGCUGUCAGCCUGGUGUGCUGAUCUUUGCUUUGUUUUGCUUCAGAAUACAUUGUAUAUUAUUGUUGUUUAAAUCUGAACCUUCUCUGCUUUGUUGCAGCGGCAAGUUGGUUUCACCCAAGUGGAAGAAUUUCAAAGGCCUGAAGCUUCAGUGUAGGGAUAAAAUCCGGCUCAACAACGCCAUCUGGAGGGCUUGGUACAUUCAGUGUAAGUUCUGCCCAUCCUAAAUGUGUUUGGGUGCUUUGGGAAAAUCCACACAUUAGUACGUGGCCAGCCUGGGACUUCUGAUUGUUUAUUACAUAUCAUAUGCCUUGUCCUCUUUCAGGGUGUGCAGGCAAUAUAAGCAGCAAUAUAAAAGCCUCAACAAAGCAAUCUUGUCACACAAAACCAGGAAGAAACAUCCCAUAGCCAAAUCAGGCAGAGGGAGCAACUUCUCUGUUGUGUCAGAUACCAGUUGAAAUCAGAAUCUCAGCCUUUCCUAGGAACCCCAGUAAGGCCAGCGGCAGGCAAGUCUCCCUUUGGAGAAAGCUCCAUGGUUUAGGCUCCACCACUGGAAAGGUUCUGUCACCUCUAACCCCCUCCAUGCUUUAGAGGGCAGGGGGAUGUGGGGCCAAGGCCUGCUCACCCAUUCUUUGUUCCCUAGGAAUUUGCCCGUGGUGAGAACAAGGCCAUCUGCCCCUCCUUUGGUUCCUCUCCUCUCUGUGGAUAGCAUCUCUGUUCUUUUUAUUUUAAUAUUAUUGAAAGUAACCUUGAACAUUUUUAAUUGAAUGGUGAGGUUUCAUUUUAAAAUAAAAUUAAAAGGGAAUGGUUGAACCUGAAAACACCCUAAACAUGAUGUCUCCCUGGUUCAGUUGUUCACUACCGUAGAUUCCGGCGUAUAAGACGACUUUUUAACCCCGGAAAAGAGGUUAAAAAGUCGGGGGUCGUCUUAUACGCCGGGUAUGGCUGCAGUGGGUGGCGGGCUCUGCUCUGCACCGGAAGGAAGCUGCCUGGCGAUGCUAAGCCGGCUUCACUGGGCGGCUUCCUCCCAGCGUGGAGCCCGCCGCCCACUGCCGCUGCCCAACGAAGCUGCCGAAGCGUAUAAGACAACCCCCCAAAUUGGCAGCUGCCAAUUUGGGGGAUUGUCUUAUACGCCCAGUCGCCUAAUACGCCGGAAUCUACAGUACUUCUCCCAGUGAUGUGGGGUCUCUCGUGAUGUCCUUCACUUCUGCCUGUGGUGAGGCGAGACUUGGGAGAGGAAGCAUAUAAGUCUGAGGCCUGCUUCUAGGGACUUAGGAAGCUGCCUUACACCAAGUCAGACCCUUGGUCCAUCUAGCUCUGUAUUGUCUACCUAGACAUGCUGGGGAUCGAACCUAGAAUCUUCUGCAUGCAAAGCAGGUGUUCUACCGCUGAGCUUUGGCCCUUCCCCACUCCUGUCAAUUUCACUUUCUCAUUUUUCCAUCUUAAGUUCAGUUUUUGCUAUUUCUAAAUCAGUUUGCAGUUUUAAAAAAAUUCCCACAAAUCUUCAAGUGCAUAAUCACGUGCAUAUAUCCAGGUAUGUGUGAAUAUUUUUAUGCACAUUUGCCCAACAUGCUGAUUUCUGCACAUUGUUUUCAUUAAUACACAAAUUUUCAUGCAAAUUUUUUCCUAAUACAUUUUUAUUUAUUUAACAGAAUUUAUAUACUGCUUAAUUGUGAAGAAAACCUCUUAAGUCAUCUGCAUAGCAUUUAAAUUAUAUAUUAUAUGCUUUUUUGUAAGCAUUUCUUCAUUGUAAAACGCUAAAGCAAAAUUCAUAGAAUUGCAGAUUUCAAAGGAUAGCUGUGUUUUGGUUUACACAUUGAUUGAGGAAAUGUGAAUUAGGUAAGUGAGUUUCUCCUCCAGCCUUCCUUAUGAUCUCUCUCUGUGUGCAUACAAAAACCAGCCCUUUAUGGAGAAGAUUGGAAGGUUCCCUACUGAAUUUCUGUCGUGUACAGUAGUUGAAUUCUGCUCCUCAUGCCACACUUUGCUUUUUGUUUCUUUCUUAACACUUGUGCAGAAUCUGGCAUGUGCACAUCCCUGGUUCUUUAACAGUGGAAGUCCUGCUCUGUGGCUUACUUAGCAUGGCAGUUAAAUCUGACCUGGCUUGCUCCCCCUAGAGAUGUGCUCUGCUAAUGCUCUGGUUUAUGUUGCAGAUCUGGAGAAGCGGAAGAACCCUGUGUGCCACUUUGUGACUCCCCUGGAUGGUUCUGUGGAGGUAGAUGAGCACCGGCGCCCUGAGGUACAUCAGGCAGAGAAAAAUGUGACUGUGGUACAGCGGAUAUCUCUUCAUGCUGUGGGCUAAUCUCAUUUUAUGCUGCUUUCACCUGAAUUGCCUUUGCUUAUCUGCCCCUUCCUGUCUUUCCAUAGUUCUCUGUUGUGUUUUGACACUGGGGUAGAGAGUGGGGUAAGGAGCACAACAAAUCAGUACAUAAGCAAAUGCACAUAUUUGAAUGUAGGCUUCCUUUCAGUUCUGAAUGGGCAGGUGGGUCCCGCCAUCAGGCAGAGGGUGUGUCAGAUGCUAGAGGCCAGGUGGUGUAGUUUGUUAAGGGUGCUAAGAGUUAUUUUGAGAUCCCUAUUCCCCUUAGAGCUACAAUUCCCACAGUUCCCUGGGGAAAUGGAUUGGUUAUUAAACCUCUUUGGGAAGUGUAACCUUCCCAGAGCUCAAUAAACAAGGAAAACCUGUUGAGUGGGUAGGUGGGAGGGAAAUAAAUGAAGAGUGGGGAAUGGGUUUUUCCCACUCUUUGUUUAUUGAUUCCUCCCUGCCCCCUGUGCCCACAUAAGGUUGCAAUUGCGUGUGUAAUGUGAGUCCAAGUGACGGGCACACUGUACCACUUUUUAAACAUUUUUCUUCCUCAGGCUAUUGCAACAGAAGGGAAGUAUUGGAAACGGCGGAUAGAAGUAGUAAUCCGAGAGUACCACAAGUGGAGAACCUACUUCAAAAAAAGGGUAUGUUUUUUCACACCCAGUUUUCUAUUUGGAAGUAGAUCAGUAUCUUCUCAAUUGCCUCCAGAAAGGAAGGAAAAGUUUCAGCUUACCAAUGAGGGCUUAAGAAUGAAAAGGGUUGGUAAUUCAACUGUAUUAGUAGAAAUAUGCUGGCCCCAGACAAUAAAAUGUUAAUUUUGUACUGAUUUGUGCAUUCUGUUGUCACUCAAAUUGUCCUGGUUCACCUGAAUAGUCCAAGUAUCAUCGAACUGUAGAGUUGGAAGGGACCCCGAGGGUCAUCUAGCCUGCGAUGCAGGAAUCCCAACUGCAUCAUACAUGACAGGUGGUCAUCCAACCUGUGGCAAGAAUUUGCUUCUAUACCACGCUGUUCGUUAACCCAGGUGAGGGAUCUUUUAUAUAAAACAUGCAACCAAGGAAAUGAAUUCAAGUCCAGUAACCAGGAAGAACCCAGAAUUUAUUGUAGCUAUUGCAGUAGGGCAGAGCUCAACUCAACACAGUUGUUCUAUCCAAACGGCCAGUUAAUAAGAAUUAGAACAAGUAGAUAAAUAGGUACCGCUCCGGUGGGAAGGUAAACGGCGUUUCCAUGCGCUGCUCUGGUUCACCAGAAGCAACUUAGUCAUGCUGGCCACAAGACCCGGAAGCUGUACGCCGGCUCCCUCAGCCAAUAAAUCGAGAUGAGCGCCGCAACCCCAGAGUCGGCCACGACCGGACCUAAUGAUCAGGGGUCCCUUUACCUUUUUAUUAUAGGUAAAGCACACAAAGAGAGUCCUAAAACUUCUAAAUAUUCUUAAAACAUAAACAUCCUUCUACAUACAUCAGGAAAGAUUGCAGGUCAUAGGAUGGUAAACAUGCAUGGCUCCAUACUGUGAUCUGCUCCCCCGCAAUUACUGUAUUUUUCUGUGUAUAAGACUAGGUUUCCCCCCUGAAAAAUAAUGUCAAAAAUUAGGGGGAGUCUUAUACACGGAUAGUAGGGGCUUCUUAUACAUCGGGGCAUCUUAUACACGGAAAAAUACAGUACCUUGGGGUGCCCCAGGUGGCCAGGCCUUUUGAGCCUCUAAUGUCACAUUUCUAUCCCUGUUCCCCUGGCAACCAGGUCUUUGUUGAGUUGUUGACAUUGCUUCCUUUAUCUCUCAUCCCUUGCUUCUCCUUUCUCCCAGGAAACUUCAAGGAUAGCUGUUUUUAAACUCCUAACUCAUGCAAACUCAUGAUAGACUUGGAAUAACAUCCUAGAGGGCCACUUUCAGGAUUAGAUAGGGUUUCUUGUUCAUGGCCCAGAUCUCGCUGGAAAUUGGUGCCACUGCCUGAAGCAUUUCUCUGCUGGCAGCCAGGUGAGCAGAGAGCCUGUGGUGGCACAGCCUCUCUUGGGCUUAUGCCUCUCUUUGUGGCUGCCUCACCCUACCUCAUGGGCAGACCAGUUCUGACUGAUAAAAUACUUUGCUUCAAGGCAGUAAGAAUCCCUCACACAAAUAGGAGCUCCAGUUCAUGGUAACUUUAGAACUGUGUUGUAAUUCUGUUGGGGAAAAAAUCUCUUUUUCUUCUUCAGUUGCAGAAACAUAAAGAUGAAGACCUCUCCAGCUUGGUCCGGGUAGGUGUUGAGUUAGCUCUUGUUUUGUUUGUUGUUGGUUAGGCCUGAAAGUAUUUAAAAAGUGAAAUCUCAGCCCUGUUAAGUAGAAGGUAUUCCUCUUCUUAUUUUGCUUAAAAAUUAGGUGUGAAACCAGGGCAGUCUGCAGGUCAGAGGGGAAGUGAGGGGUGCUGUAACCACUAAAAUUCCCUGAAUUGCUACAGUUGAGCACCAUUUUGCAUUCCAAAGUUCUUUAAUGGUCCUAUUGAUUAUUCUAUAGAAAAUCCACUAUGAGUUGGUUUUUUCUUGCUCACAGCUGCAGCUGAGCCAACCAGGAUGCCCAUGACUUAACUGAGAGAUGUGCAUCAAGGUCUCCUUGAAAUAAACCAUAUCCCCAAAGAUUUGCUCAUUUCAGAAUGUGCUCUGUGACUCUCCUCUCAAUUGAGAGAGAAAGGAAAUUGCUGAGUUUUAUGCCUUGUGGCUCCUUGCGAGCUGGGUGCAGCUCCAGACACUCCUGCUUCUUUUAAUGUAUUAUUUUUGUUUUAAAAUGUAUUUUAAAAGAAACUCAAGGUGUCGUACAAUCCAAACCGCAAAGACAGUAAUACAAAACAUGACAGUCCCCACUAAAAUUGCAAAUACUGACAUCCAAACUGGGCCCUGUUUUAACUUUUCCCUCCCUCCCCUGACCAGGAUGAUGACACGUUCCUCUGGCACAAAGAGACAUACGGCAGGGAAACACCAGUCCCUAUGGAACUGGACUGCCUCUUCAGCACAGACAUGCUUAUGUCAGAGCUGCCAGACACCCUCUUCUCCACACUGUCGUCUCACCAGCCGCUCUCUUGGCCAAAUCCCAGAGAGAUAGGUAAGAGAAGCUUGCCCUUUCCUGGAUCAUCUGUGGAGAAGGAAUUCCACAGGAUAGGCUUCCAAGUGCUUCCAAGUUCUUUCCUGUUUUGGUGGGCGUGGGAGCGAGGAAGUACCUUGCAGUCUUACUUCCAAAUGUGCUUCCUAGCAGCCACCAGUAUUGGGAUAGUUUAAAAAAGACUACAGCAUCUUGCUUUGGAACAUUUAAAGGGGUAUCUCCAACUAUACUUUGAAUUACAUCUCUUCUGUAUCUGUGUUUUAUUUUUUCUAGUUUCACAUUUCUUUUUAUUCUCCAUAUCCAUCAUUUUUAUUGUAUUCUGUAUGAGUUUAUGUCAGUAAGCUUUUAAUUAUUUUUUUUUAAGAUUAUCUUCCUUGAUCACAGGCCCACCCAUGUAGGUGUCAGAGGUUAGGGGAAGAACUUCCAGGCAAAUCCCACUCACUUUAGACAUUAAACACUCAUUUCUUUCCAUUCCUUAAGUUGGGGGGGGGGAGGCGCGGAAAGGGGGGAAAUUGGUAGAACCUUGUCUUGAAUCUAGAGGUCAAGGUAGAUUAUUUUCUUUGGAGGAAUAGUUUCUAAUCCAGAGAAUAGUCCUUGGUGAGAGAUUCAGUGAAAGAGCCUCUGCGGGGAGGCACUGUGGUUCCAGGCACCCAGAUGGUGGUCUGAUUCCAUGGAAAGAAAGGCAGCUUUCUUUGUGCCUAGCAAACCGCACCCAUUACUUCCAAUCCGCCCACAAAACACGCAGGCACAGGGGGAGCAUUGGCAGUAUUCUUGGACAUGCUCUCACUUGAUAGGAGGUGGUAGAAAGUGUCCGGAAACCCUCCCAUGCCCUGUGUGAGCUGCUCUACUUUAUGCGGUCUUCCACACACCCUGCCGAAUCUUCAGAAACCCCUUGGGUUUGGGGGACAUAUUAGGUAGUUGUCAGUGGACUGCCGUUGGAACAGGGGAGGGAGCCAGUGGGGUACAGAGAGCCUCCGACGCUUCUGAGGAGCAGCUCCUCGUCCAGCGGUGGGGAAAGCCACACCUCCAGUGGAGCACAGUGGGACGGAGGGAGACAAGCGAAGAUCCUACUGAGAGCCCAAGCGCCUCACCUAGCCUGGCUGGGCAGGAUGCAGAGACGCCGUUUCUGUCGCCCAGCUUACGCAGAGGGGAGAAACAUAAGGAGGGGAGGCGGAGAUUUGGGGUGUCCCAAGUUCUUCUGUUGGGGGAGAAACUGGAAGGGGCCACUCCUGGAAUCUGCAAGUGACUAAGACGGACAUGAACUUUGUGUUUCUGCACUGUAAAUAAUUUGCACCAAAUAAAACCUGCUAAAGACAGGUCGGAGCCCCGCCUGGUUACUCACGAGCAACCACUACCAGCAUCUGACAUUAGUGUAGAAAUUGUUUCCUGAAAAUAGGAAGUUUGAUCAUCACUGCCUCGGAGGGGAAGCGACCAUGUUUUGUACCAUGCUGCCAUCAGUUCCCCAGCUUUUCAGAUCACAGUGUUGCUCUUGUUAUGCAAAUGGGGAGGGUAGCAAUAGGAGACAGAAAACACAGGGAAGUUGGCCUGACUCUGGUGCUGUAUCCCAGGGGGCCCAAACUCCAGGUAUUAGUUGUUGGGCUCCAGAACUCCUGCUCCCCAACCCCCGCCCCCGCACACCUUGCUUUUGGGCAGUUGGGCACACUGGUGCAGUAUUGGCGAUGCCUGUACCACCCUCAACCUCAGUUUCCCAGAGUCUUCCAUACUAAGUGUAUUCAGCACAGUGCCCAGAUGUUGUGGACUACAAUUCCUAUUAUCCCUGGCCAUUGGCCAUGCUGCCUUGGGCUUAUGGGAACUGUAUUCCAAAGCAUUAGAGGGCACCACAGAGAAUCUAGAACAGGGUUAGCUAAACUGGUGCUUUCCUGAUGCUGCAGGACUACAACUCCCAUCAUCCCUGACCAUUGGCCAUGCUGAUUGUGGCUGGCCAGCACCCUGGUCUAGAAGCUCUCCGGUACACCUUCUCACUCUUUUUCUCUUUGAAAUUUUCCAGCACACUUAGGAAAUGCUGACAUGAUUCAGCCAGGACUCAGCCCUCUCCAACCAAACUGUAUGGAUACUUUCGAGUUUUUUCAAGGUAAGAAUUUUGCAGGGGUUACACACUCUUGUUUGCCAGCACAGAUUUCCCCUGGUAUCGUUUAUGAAGCUGAAUAUUGAAAGUAUUAAGCUAUGCUAAAGUUUUGCUGCGUUGUCCUCUGAUAUCUGGAUUUUGGAGUAUCCAGAGUUUGUUCCUAUAAGGCGUAGUUCCUCCAAGAGGAGGUAUGUACUGUUCCACUGGUUUUAGACUGACAGUCAACAUUUGGGUGUGAUUAACAUCACCAGCAACACCACCGUACUGAGAAUAGAGGUGCAUUCCAUUUAGCAUCAUUGCUUCUAUUCAGAGUUUAGGGGGUAUGAACAUUGACCCUUCUGUUUUUUUUUUUUAUAUAAUUUUUUUAUUGAUUUUACAAACAAGUUUUAUACAAUACAGACAAAUAAAAAGACAUACAAACAUGUAUAGUUUCAUAACCUUUUUUCAUAACCCUCUCUUCUCGGACUCCCCAAACCUCCCCUUCCUACAUCCCAAUUUCCAAAAUUAUUUCAGCAAAUUCUAAAUAAUGUUAUCAAAUAUAUUUUUCUUAUUUUUUUUUUCUUCAACUUAAUCUUAUGUCGCUGUAAUCUCCUUUUCUUUCUCCAAACCUCGACAUUUUAACAUUCCUCAAUUUUAUAAUAGUUCUUUAGAUAUAUUUUAAAUUUCUUCCAAUCUUCUUCCACCGUCUCCUCCCCCUGCUCACGGAUUCUGCCAGUCAUCUCAGCCAAUGUCAUAUAGUCUAUAACCUUCAUCUGCCACUCUUCCAAGGUGGGUAGUUCUUCUGUCUUCCAAUACUUUGCGAUGAGUAUUCUUGCUGCUGUCGUAGCAUACAUAAAAAAAGUUCUGUCUUUCUUUGAUACCAAUUGGCCGGCAAUGCCCAAGAGAAAGGCCUCUGGUUUCUUCAGGAAAGUACAUUUAAGUACCUUUUUCAUUUCAUUAUAUAUCAUUUCCCAGAAAGCCUUAAUCUUUGGGCACGUCCACCAAAGGUGAUAAAAAGUACCUUCAGUUUCUUUACACUUCCAACACUUAUUAUCAGGCAAAUGAUAAAUUUUUGCUAGCUUGACUGGAGUCAUGUACCACCUAUAGAUCAUUUUCAUAAUAUUUUCCUUUAUGGCAUUGCAUGCCGUAAAUUUUAUACCGGUGUUCCACAACCAUUCCCAGUCAGCAAACAUAAUGUUAUGACCAAUGUCCUGUGCCCACUUAAUCAUAGCUGAUUUAACUGUUUCAUCUUGUGUAUUCCAUUUCAGCAGCAAAUUAUACAUUUUUGACAAGUUCUUAGUAUUGGGUUCUAACAGUUCAGUUUCUAAUUUUGAUUUCUCCACCUGGAAGCCAAUUUUCCUGUCUUGUUUAUACACCUCCAUUAUUUGAUAAUAAUGGAGCCAAUCUCAGUACUUUGGGUUUCAAUUUCUCAUAGCUCUGUAGUUUCAACUUAUCUCCAUCUUGUUCCAAAAUUUCCCGAUACUUUAGCCAUUCGGCUUCCAUAUUAAGCUUUUUCAACGCCGUAGCUUCCAAAGGUGACAACCAUCUAGGGGUCUUACUUUCCACCAAAUCUUUAUAUCUUAUCCAAACGUUAUAUAAUGCUUUCCUGACAAUAUGAUUUUUAAAGGCCCUAUGCACCUUAAUUUUAUCAUACCAUAAAUAUGCAUGCCAACCAAAUGUAUUGUUAAAACCUUCUAAGUCCAAGAUGUCUGUAUUCUCGAGGAGCAUCCAUUCUUUCAGCCAGCAAAAAGCUGCUGCUUCAUAAUACAGUUUUAAGUCCGGCAGGGCAAACCCCCCUCUUUCUUUUGCAUCCGUCAGUAUUUUAAAUUUUAUUCUGGGCUUUUUGCCCUGCCAGACAAAUUUCGAAAUAUCCUUCUGCCACCUCUUGAAACAGUCUAUCUUAUCUAGAAUUUGUAAUGUUUGGAACAAGAAUAGCAUUCUAGGCAAUACAUUCAUCUUAAUAACUGCAAUUCGGCCUAACAUUGACAAUUUCAAAUUUGACCAUAUUUCUAAAUCUUUUUUAAUUUCCGACCAACAUUUUUCAUAAUUGUCUUUAUACAGGUUCAAAUUCUUAGAUGUCAAAUAAACCCCUAGGUAUUUCACCUUCUUUACCACUGUCAAACCUGUUUCAUUCUGAAACUUCUCCCUCUCCAUGACUGUUAAAUUUUUUUCCAGAACUUUAGUCUUUUGUUUAUUCAAUUUAAAUCCAGCUACUUGGCCAAAUUCUUGCAUUAGCUCCAACACCCUUUUUGUACUAGUGUCUGGCUCUUGUAAAGUAAGUACUAAAUCAUCUGCAAAGGCCCUUAACUUGUAAUGUUUAGCUCCGACCUGUACACCUUUAACCUGCUGGUCAUCUCUAAUCAUAUUUAGCAACACCUCCAGAACAGAAAUAAAAAGUAAUGGGGAAAUAGGGCACCCCUGUCGUGUCCCUUUUUCUAUUUUAAAUUCUUCAGUUAUCACAUUAUUUACAAUCAACUUAGCCUUUUGUUCAGUGUAUAUGGCACCCAUACCAUUCUCGAAUCCUUGACCUACCCCCAUCCCAUGAAGAUUCUUUUUCAUAAAACUCCAAGAAAUAUUGUCAAAGGCUUUCUCCGCAUCUACAAAGAUCAGAACUGCUUUAGUGUUUAUGUUCACCUCUAAUAAUUCCAAAAUGUCUAUUAUGUUCCUCACAUUGUCUGAUAAAUGCCUUUUUGGGAGAAAGCCUGCUUGGUCCUUAUGAAUCUUCUCCAUCAACACUCUUUUCAAUCUUUUUGCCAAAAUGUCUGCAAAAAUUUUGUAAUCCACAUUAAGUAAUGAUAUUGGGCGGUAGUUCUUGAGUUGAUUCUUUUCAAUCUCUGUCUUUGGUAUGAGUGUAAUGAACGCUUCUUUCCACGAUUCUGGGGCCCUUUUCCCCUCUAAGAUCUCAUUACAGACUUCCUUUAAUGGUUGUACCAACCACUCCUUCAAAGCUUUAUAAUAUCUGGAAGUCAGUCCAUCUGGUCCUGGAGAUUUGCCCAGUUGCAUAUUUUGAAUGGCACCCUCUAUCUCUUGAUCUGUUAUUCUCUGAUUUAGAUCCACCUUACUUUGGUGAGAGAUUUUUUGUAGUCCAUACUUUUUAAGAAAUUCUUCUAUAUCCUCUUCCUUCUGUGGAACAUUGACCCUUCUGUAGGCAAAGCAGCAGUACCCUCACUGGGCAAUGGACCUCUCUCUCUAGAUUGGUCUGCACAUGUGGAAGAAUGCUGAAGGGGUAGAAUGGCCCUGUUGUUGUUGUUAUUGUGGUCGUCGUCAUCACCACCUUUACUUGGGUUUUAUUGUUGGAUUGUAAGCCUUUCGAAAGGCAGAGCGAAAGUCUUAAUAAAAAUAUGUAACAGUGGUUAAGCUACUUGGGAUAGCUUGCAUUAAAAGUAGGACAACUAUGUAUUGAAAUAAAUAGAAAUGAAAUAAAAAUAGGUUUUUAGUGUGGAAGGUGCUCUUUUCUUUUUUAUUUCCUGGUGUGUAACAAAGGUUUUCUGUUUAUUUAAAUCCAGCUUGGCAAAGUGCAGCUGUAAAAUGAAUAAGAAUAUCCAGAAGUGAUUGUAAUAUUUGCCUCCCCCCCCAAUCUUUGCCCAGAUCUUUUCUCUUCCAGUCGUCCUAGUUACUUCAAUGCAACCCCCAUCACUCCUACUGCCAGCUCUGCCCUGGAAGACACCUGCAGCCAUUCUUCCCAGGUAAGGAUGGGGAAGAAUUGUUGCUCAGUGGCAGUUAGAGUGUGUGCUUUGCAUGAGGAAAGUUUAGUCUCCCUGCAAGGUAGAUAGGUGCUGACAGCUAGUGAGUAAAUAAUACUGUGUGAGGUAGAUCUCAGUCACCUGACUCAGUAGAAGCAGUUUCCUAAGAAGUCUUCCUAGAGUCAAGGUAGUCUGGUCUUUGAUUUUCAUGUGCAUUCUCGAUGCCUUUGGGCUGUCAGCCGGUCAGCACCACAGCUGGGCAUAUUUAUCUGAACAAAUAUUCCCAGAUGACUUUUAUUUAUUUAUCUGAAUUUAUAAAAUAUCCUUAGGAUAACUCUAAGCAGCAUGGCUUCUAUUAAUUCAGAAUGAGUUGGUGCCCAUUUUGGACUCAUAUAACUAUAGAUCUUACCACAUGAGCUGGUGUGUGUGUGACUCUAGCUGUUUGGUCCUAACUGUGAUCACCUGUGAGUAUGAAAAGUAGGCGCAGAUGAUGAAGCAGGGACAUUUUUGUAACUCAAGUUAGGAGUGUGUGCGUUUUUCUUUCAGGCCACAAGUUACUUGUUACUUACAGUUUUGUUCUGCCCUUCUUCCAUUCCUCCCAUUCUAUCUACACAGCAAUCUUGUGAGGUAGGCUAGGCCAAGAGAUCAAGUGUCCCAGGGUCACCUAACAAGUUUCCAUAUAAAGCAGGGACUUGAACCCAGAUCUCCCCAGUCGAAGGCUAGGUAACUGACGUAAUGCAAAUGGGUGCCCUUUAGGUGUUGCUGGACUACAAGUCCCAUCAUCUUUUACCUUUUGUAAUUCUGAUUAAGGCUGCUGGGAAUUGUAGUCCAACAGCAUCUGAUGGGCAACAGUUUGGCUAUCUCUGCUCUAUUCACUCUAGCAGGCAGGCUGUAAUAACUAACAUGGUUUUAUCUUAAUAGCUAAUAAUGGAGCAGGGAAGAGCAUGUAACUUUAGUAAGAAUUACUUGUGAUGGUGGGUAAUGCCAACAGUGGAGUCCGAUCUGGGUCCUUUUUCUCUCCCCCAAUACUUACCAGUUUAGAAAUAUAGAACAUCCCACUUGGUAUCUGGCCACAUUUAACGUGCCUCUUCCCUCUCUUUUUCAGACAUCCGACCUCUCUUCAGGUUCUUUGCCCAACACGCUUCCCCCAGUGAACCUCAGCGAAGGGCUUGUCACCACCCCAGUUCCUGCCCCUAUCAUUCCCUCUGCAACGGACGUUGGUGCCGACCAGUGCCUUGGCCUGAGGAGUGGGACGGACUCCUUCCUGCAGCCCUCCAACUUCAAUUCUGAACCCCCUCUGAGCAGCCAGCCACAGUUCCUGUCUCCAUUCCCGGCUCUGGUGCCGCUCCUUCAGCCAGGCGUGCUGCCGCAGACGCUGCCGCAGCAGACUGCGCUACCUCUGAAUGCCGGCAUGGCUUCCCAGGGGUCCAUGUUUGCUGCUUCAGAGGUCCCAAAGUUUGGGCUCAAGUCUUCGGUGAUCACUCACACAGCCUCAGCCACUCCGACGCACAAUGUCCCAGCCACCACCUUCAGCCAGAGCCAGGCUGGCCUCCUGGCAACCCAGCAGCCAGGGGGAGGAGUGCCUUGCAGCCUGACCCUCCAGACUGCCGUGGCACAAAGACAGCCUCUGCUGCAGCCACGUCCCACCUUUGCGCUCCCAGUGGCCAGUGGCGGGACGAGAUCCAAGAAGCUGCAAAAGAUCGUGCCUGCUCGAAAGCCGGAAACCGUCUCCUUGGUCUUGAAAGAUGCCUUCAUUGCCCCAGGUGAGUGGUCCUGGAAUGCCUGCCCCCUUGGGUUGGGGCCAGGUGCAGUCAGGCAUCACAAGUGCUACCAGUUUGUCUGCAAACAAGGGUUACGGUGUUUGGGUGCUUGCCAGUCUGUCUGUGUGUGUGUCAGGCACCCUGCAAGUCUGGGGACAAACCUUCAUCCUGAAAAAUAUUCCUCAGAUACUCAGCAUACUGUUUUAGGUGAGUUCAAAAGGGCCUGUGUGGAGACAGUGGGAUGUUUGACUUUUAAAUAGCAGACCUUGGUAAAGAUGAAAAAGUCAUAUAUAGAUAGGUCAGUCAGUUGCCUCCAGGAAUCCCACAAGCAGGCCAUGAAAGGAAGAACCCACUCUUCAGAGGCAUCUCCCUCCCUUCCAUAUCGCAAACUGUUUAUGAAACUCCCCACAAUGUUAUGGGGUGGUAAUCGACUGCUCAGGACACACAAAGCCUCCUUGGCCAUGUGCAACUAGUCACAUGGAACUUUGGCUCCUGUUCCAGGUUUAUAAACUAACAGUGUGGCAUCAGGCGUGGAGAAAAAUAACACUAGGGCAACUACAGUGGUACCUCGGGUUAAAAAAUUAAUUCGUUCUGAGGUUCGUUCUUAACCUGAAACUGUUCUUAACCUGUGGUACCACUUUAGCUAAUGGGGCCUCCCACUGCCGCCACACGAUUUCUGUUCUCAUCCUGAAGCAAAGUUCUUAACCCAAUGUACUAUUUCUGGGUUAGCGGAGUCUGUAACCUGAAGCAUCUGUAACCCGAGGUACCACUGUAAUGCCAAGAGACAGAGUAGUGAGGGCCCUUGAGGGGCAGGGAGGCCACUUUUCUGCUGAGCUGCAGGCAGGAGUGCUAUUGGCGUUGCUGCCACCAGACUCUGCUUGAGGCCUUGAGUAGCUGAGCCCAGCCACUUGGGAUGGGACAUAACCUCCCUCCCCACAAAAAUGCAUUUUGCUGGCUUCUGUGUAAAAUUGUUCAUGAAGAAGGAACAAAGAGUAAACACAAUCAUGCAGGAAGAGUAAAGCAAGUCAUUUUUAAAAAUAAAUAUUUCACAGUCCAAUUUUGUUAUUUUUAUUUAAAUGCCCAAGUUUCAUCAAUUUCUUGCUGUCUUUAUGAAACCUCCUUUUGCCAUAUAGGCGCGGGUGCCUGGUGCCACCAGGCUGGCGUAUGGUAAGGGGCCACAUUAGUUGAACUUGCUCAGGGCAGUGUCCUCCAGCUGGCUCCGCAGAGGCCUUUCUCUGCCCUUGUUCAUAACUGCAGCUGGCAGGCAUUGAAAAUGGGACAGGGGCUUUACUGCUGAGCCUCUCCGGGGGUCUCCACCAGCUCCUGGGUGCCACUGCUGGCCUCCUUGUUAUUCAAGAGCUCUGGGCAAGCAACUCUCCCAGUCUGUGACUCGUUUCCUCCUCUUGUAACAUGAGGCUACUGACCUGCUUCUGAUACAUUCCAAAGCUUAAUUAUUUAAUGGGCCUGAAAGCCUGAACUGAACAGAAAGAGAUAAUUUUUAAGAUCUCAGCUUUCUCCACAGGAUGGUGCCAGCUAAUCAGCUGGAGCUGUUCUUCUCUUUUUGUAAUUUUGACAUUACUUGUAUUAUUUUAAAAGACUGUUUUGGAUAAUUGACAAUAACAGAGAUUUCACAAUGUUAAAGUGCAUACUUUAAAGCAGUAGAUAAGUAAGACUGAUGUAUCGGUUCAAACACUCAUUUGCUGUUUUGUUUUUCAUGUAGAGUGUCACAGCAAAUAUCCUAGAGAAGUGUGAUGGUUUUGAUACUUCAGUAAUGGCUUUAGUUUCCAAAAGGGUGCAUUCGGGGAUAGAUGCGUUGUGUUGGGAUUUCCAUAGAGCACCAUUGUGGCAAAAUGGCAAACCUACCUCAUGUUCUUAGUCUGUAGUCCCUGUGCCUCACAUAAAUAAAUACUUAAACCUGUGUUCAGAUCUUGCAGUCAGGAAUAGGUACAAUCAGGAACCAGAGCUUCCCUCCUGCCCUGCUGUGGGUUGAGCUCUCCUUUCACACACACACACUCCUUUACUUGUCUAAAUUACACACAUAGGCCCCAAAUACCUGAAAGACCAACUCUCUCCUUUAAAACAUUCUCAGGUGUUAAGAUCAGCAGAGGGAAAUCCUCUUGGUAGUUCUACCACCCUCAGAAGUUCAUGCAAGCAGCCCAUAAGAGGGCACUCCCUGUGGCAGCUCCUUGGUUAUACUGUAUAGUUUCUGAUGUGUGCUGAAGAUGCUCCUCUUUGUUAUUGAUUUGUUUGUUAAUUAAUUUCCCACCCUUUCUCCCAAAAAAGCCCAGGGUAGCAAGUGACAAACAUACUAAAACCAGUACAGAUGCAGACUGGGGAAAAUUUCAACUUAAAAGGCUUGUUGGAAGAUGAAAGUCUACACUAGGCACCAAAAAGACAACCGAGACUGUGUUGGUCUAAUAUUCCAAGCGAGGGAAUUCCUGACAUCUGCAGGAGGCCUUCACCUGCAGAAUGCAGUGAUUGAUUGGGUAUAUAAGGGGUGAGAUAGUCUUUACCCUGGCCUUUGACAACUGAGUGUGUUUUUAAGACCCACCCUGUUCCUGUGACACUAAUUUAAUCAACCGUGUCAUAAUUAUCUGUCUCCAGCAUUUCAUUUCCUGUUUCUUUAUAUCUGUUUCCUCAUGCUCUAGACUUGUGCCAUUUCUCCUCAUUAAAUAGCUGGAACUUUUAAAAAAUCUGCCAUUCUUUUAAAAAAUACCACUGAGGUGGUAGUUUGUGAUUGUCACAGAAUCUAGUCAAUCAGCGCCUUGCACUAGGAGCCAGAGCUGAAUCCUGGCCAAGGGCAGACGUGCGCAGCCAACUGCUAGUCUGCUAGAAAUGGAAAUAACCAUUUGCUCCUGAGCUCAGUUCUUAAGGUUGUACAGGUGUGACCAAAAAAUGAUGAGUGCUGACCCACAUCGGGGUUACUACUCACACUAUGUCUAUAUACACUUGAACUGGAUUGGACCACAUGUGUCACAAAAUGAACUGGCUCAUAUAUCCAGUGUACCAUGCCAGGCCAUGGACUGUAAUCCAGUUAUUUGCACUUCCAUCUCUCCAUGUUCUGAAGGGCAGUGCAGAGCACAGGAGGCAAAAAUCAUUGGGUUAGAUCGAUACUUCCUCGUGGAGUAGGUGGACUAUUAGAGUAGGUGGAAUAUAGUCUCAUUGAUUUCAACAGGUCUGUUCUAAUUCCACAACCACAAAUUUUCACUAUUAGCCAGGGAUAAGCUUAUGUGUGGACAUGUUGAAAACAUAAGAAUAAUGUCAUACUUAAAAUGGUGCGUUUUAAAUGCUGGAUGGAAACGCCCAAUGUGGCUCCAUCAAAGGAUGCUCCUUCCCUAGGUUGUGGUUCUCUUGUUCUUCCUCUCCUGGUUCCUCCUUCUGCUGUGUUUUUCAGCUGCCUUUCAGGGACAGUCCAGAGCUGUGAUUGUAACUCCAGCGCCAUUGAAAAGAGAAGGGGUUUGGUCCCCAAGGAUGUCUCAGCCCAAUGUUGUAAUUGCACCUUCUGGAAUGGCCAGAGUAAGAAGCACAAUGUCUGUCUUGGGGCAGGGAAUGGGGGAAGGCAGGGCAUCUGGUGCUGGGAGGUGCCAACCUACAAGACAUGCCUUGCGUUUUUCUCUCUGCAUUUUGUUCCCAGGCACCCAGAGCAACAGAAUUCCACAGCGGUAUUCUGCUCAGCAGCCCAGGCCAGCAGGCUCCAAGCCCCCAGCCAGUCCAAGCUGCUGUUCCGCAUCUUUUUUCUUCCAGUGCAAUCCAGGAAGUGCUGGUGAAAGGCGAGCAGGCCCCUUCCCACAAGACCUGCUCACAGGUCCCCUCGCCUUCACCCAGUAAGUUGAAGAAAUGCAAAUCCUGGAAUGGAAGCAUCCCUUGCUGCAUUCAAAUGUGCAUCAAGAGGAUUUGGGCAUGGGCAUCUGCAAAGAUUCAGAGGGCGCUUGAUCAGCUCCAGGGAAACUUGAGGGCCUGCUCUGCAGCCUCUGUUUUCAGCACUGGACUCUUCCUGCCGCAAUGCUCUGUUUAACUCAUGAGUGCCCCAUAACAGACGGAGAGAGGCCCUCAAGCCACAGUGUGUGGUGGGGAGCUUUGCUCCUCAAGGUGUGUCCAUCUGUUGAAAUGGUUCUUCUGCAGGCACUGAUCUGAAAAGUAUGAAGUGAUUGAUAUCCCACAAGGCAAUUGCAGAAAUCAGCUUACAAAUGAUGGGUGGAAAGAGUUACAUAUUUGUGUAUUUAUUUAAAACAUUCUGAAAUAAAUACUGCCCAUUACAUUACAUAGUAGAGUGCAUGGCCAUGUAUUAAAACUGCUGCUGGAAUUGGUGUGAUGGAAUUUUUAUUCUAUAUUGAAUUUAGAUUAUGGUCUAGUCUUAUUUUGGUUGGACUGUUUUUUCUAAAUUGUUUUAAAACAUGUAAUCCACCCCAGGAAAAACUGAUGAAGGGUGGAUUUAAAAGGUCCUUAAAAUACAGUGGUACCUCAGGAUGCAAACAGGAUCCGUUCCAGAGCCCCGUUCUCAUCCUGAACAGAAUGUAAGACACGACUGCGCGGGUGCGCAGGUCGCGUUUCGCCACUUCCGCGCAUGCGCGUGACGUCAUUUUGACCAUCUGCGCAUGCAUGAGCGGCGAAACCUGGAAGUAACGCACUCCAUUACUUCCAGGUCGCCACGGAGUGCAACCGGAAAUACUUAUCCUGAAGCGUAUUUAUUCCGAGGUAUGACUGUAAUAGAUAAAUAGAUAAAGAAAACAAAUGACCAUAACACGAAAACACUUUAAAAUAGACUAAACUUUGGCUAAAUUGGCAAAAUCUUUAAAAAUAUCUAGAUAAGCUGAAAUGUUUUGACUGGUGCCUGAAUGGUAGUGUCAGUGCCCAGCUAACCAAACUGGGGAAGUGCUGUGAAGCGGCUCUUGGUGAUAUCAGUGUCUGGAUAAGUGUAUAAAUCGUUAGGCAGGCCAGAUCUCCCUCUCACACGUUUUCAUUCUGACUGCUAGGACCAUCCCAGACACAGCAGUCAUUACUGUAUGAAACUGCCUUAUGCCAGGCAUUGUCUGCUGUUCUGAUUGGUAGCAGCCUUACACAGGAUUUUGGACAGAGAGCAACCUUUCCCAGAGAUUCCUUUGCUUGGAGACUGCAGGGACAGAACAUAGAACUUUUCUGUGUGAACAGCAUGUACUUUGUUGAACUUUGGUUUGUCUCUUGAGUUCUAGUAGGAUACUAUGUGCGUGCAAGCAUGUGUACAUGCCCAGUAUUCUAAAGGAGCAUGCUUGCCAGGACUGGGGUCUCAGGACAACAGAGAAUGGGGAGUAGAGGAAAGGAGCUGUUGUAGCUCACAGGCUGCCUACUGGUGAAUAAAAAUAAAGUGACAUGGCUGCUGUAGAACAAGAGGCUUUCAAGCUUUCUGUCUUAGGGAAACUCUGCCGCAUCAUUUAUCCCCUGUGCAUCCACUUUGGGCUCCUGAAAAAUGACAGAGGAUUCUUGGACAUGUUCUCAGGCUCAUGUUCAUUCAGUGCAAGCUUAGUGAACUCUCCCCCUGCUCUGAGUCAGCUAAGAUUGUGCCUAGAUCACACCCAGCAGUCACUCGUUGCCUUUUUAUUGUUUUUAUUAAAGAUUUUCUUGAGGUUCAAAAGUACAUCAUCUCUGUUUUCAGAUCACAAAGUCCUUUCUACAGAUUAGUUAUAUUCAGUGCGAGACAUUGAUGUUGUGGACAGUUUAAGGUUGGGGGAGAAGAGAGGUGGGGAGGGAGAGUUGUGCACUGGCAGAGGAAAGGACCGUUAUUGUGUCCUUUUUAGAGGAAACUUGUUCAUUAUUACUGACACAGAGGAAAAAAUAAUGAAGACAUUCCAAGGAUCCCCAGAUUGGCCUGGUUCACACAUAAUGCAAGAGCAUGGUUUAUCAGACUGGCUUAGCAUAAUGUGUGAACCCAGCCCAGGUUAAAGGUUGCUCAUUAACCAAGGUUUGUAGUUGGUUCGUAAACCUUAAUUAAUGUUGUAGGAUUAUGUGAGAAUGUGGUCCUUCUUCUUAACUCUGGUUAGAGUCUUCACCAACACAAAAGCUACAGAGUAAAGAGCAGCAGCAAAUUCAAACCACUCUCAAGAGCUGGCUGGUGUUUUUAACUGCGAUGUAAUAAACCAAGGAUUAAGCGUUUGUCUACCAGGUACCUCAUCUGAAACUAGGGUUAACAUUAUCUUCACUUUAGCAUUAUGUCUGAACCAGACCAUUGCAUUGAAAUUGUAUUUUAGUGCUUCUGCUCCUUUAGUUGAUUGCACUUGCAUCUGUAUAUUUUGUGUUACGGUUUUAUUCCUUGUCCACCUUGAGAGGGCUUUUGCUUUGAAAGGUGGUAUAAAAAUAUUUUAAACAAAAUAGAUUUUUUUUUUAAAAAAAAUGCUCUUCAGAGUAUCAAUCAAAUCCCUAGAGAGGUUGCUGCUUGAUCAUUUAAUCUGUUAUCAGGAAUUCCCUUGGACUGAUUGUGGGUUGUCUCCCCCCCUCUCUUUCAAAGGCCGAGAAUGUCAGGCCUCGCCAUGCCCUUCGGACCUCAGUGCCAGCCCUCAGUCCCCACAGAACAGCUGCUCAGGGAAAACUGCAACUGAUCCUCAGAUGACUGCUUUUAAGGUUGGUGGUUUGGCCUUUUGUGGUUCCUUUAUUCACCCAUCACAGCAUUAAUGGCCUGGAGGAAUCCACUGUUCUGCAUGUGAUAGCCUGGGAUAGGUUGAAGGUUGGUUGCUUAUAUAGUAAUAGGAUUAUUUUACAAAGAAUGAGGGCAGGUCAUUGCCUCAAGGAGCUUACAGUAUAGAAAUAAAAGUACCGUGGUACCUCGGGUUAAGUACUUAAUUCCUUCCGGAGGUCCGUUCUUAACCUGAAACUGUUCUUAACCUGAAGCACCACUUUAGCUAAUGGGGCCUCCUGCUGCCGCCGGAGCACAAUUUCUGUUCUCAUCCUGAAGCAAAGUUUGUAACCCGAGGUACUGUUUCUGGGUUAGUGGAGUCUGUAACCUGAAGCAUAUGUAACCUGAAGUGUAUGUAACCCGAGGUACCACUGUACAAUGAAGAUUGCAGAGGAAGUGGAGGGAAAGGUUUAUUUUUCUUACACAUCCCUGGUCUUAUUUACAUUAAGGCAGCCUUUGCCAACCUGGUGCCCUCCAGUUGUUUUGAACUGCAGCUCCCAUCAGUGCCAUCCAGCACAGUCUAAGGGGUGCUGUAGUGCAAAAGAUCUGGAGGGCACCAGGUUGGCAAAGGCUGCCUUAAGCCAAAAGGGUGACAGGGCUGCUUUGGAGUCUUCUCCCUGGUUGUCAUUGAGUCCAGCGAAUUCUGAACCUUCCUAACCAACCUUUUUCUGUGGCCUGGCUGCUCCUUGGCUUGUUCACAGCUGCUGGUCUCUGGUCUUUUAUUAACCUUGUUGUGCCAAGAAGUUGGCGUUGGCACUGGGAAGGGGCCCUUUCUGGCAUUGUGGCAAAGCUCCGCUGUAGAGGUUGAUGGUGAGAGUAAGGCAGCAUCUAUGGAAGCAACUAAAAGAGCCACAUUUCUACUUGGUACAGAGUCGCAGGAUGAAGCAUAUUUCAGCAGAACAGAAGCGAAGGUUCAAUAUCAAGAUCGGCUUUAGCACCCUGAACAGCUUGGUGUCAGCAAACUCUAAAUCGGUAAGCUGUGUGCUGGGAUCCUCCAUCUCCUGCUCCAUCUCUCUCACCUACUACUGCUGGCAGCAUCCACCAAAUCGUGAAGUUCUGUAUAAACGUAUACAGUCUGGCAACCUGUAUAAAUUCAGCAAAUGUGCAUCAUUUGGGAUGGGAGUGAUUUUUGUCUUCACAUGUUCUUCCAGUUAAUUAAUGUAAUUUAUUUUGGUUUGGCUAGUCACAAGAGCAGGAGCUGUUCAGGCAACUGGAGCCCUGCCCUAACCACUUGGUUAUCUGAUUCUGGCUCACUCCUUUAGCUUCUGUGAUUUGAACAGCCAUGGCCUACACACUUUGAAUCAUAUAUUUACAUCUGUGAGGGCUAGAAGCUUGUUUUGUAUUGCUAAUGAAAACUGUUGAUAAAAGUACUUCUUCACACAGCAUAGAGUUAAAUUGUGGAGCUCUCUCCCACUGGAGACUGUGGUUGCUGACAACAAGGAUAGCUUUAAAAGAGGAUUCAACAGAUUCAUGGAGAAUGCUUUCAAUGGCUUCUGGCCAUUACGGCUGUGCUCUGCCUUCACGGUUGCCCUACCAGUUGCUGGAAACUGGGGUGUGGGGGAGAGUUUUUUUGUUCCGCUAGAGGGUCUCCCACAGGCAUCUGGUUGGCGACUGAGAACAGGUUGCUAGACUAGAACGGGACGCAGGUGGCGCUGUGGUCUAAACCACAGAGCCUAGGGCUUUCUGAUCAGAAGGUCAGCGGUUUGAAUCCCCGCGAUGGGGUGAGCUCCCAUUGCUUGGUCCCUGCUCCUGCCCACCUUGCAGUUCGAAAGCACGUCAAAGUGCAAGUAGAUAAAUAGGUACCGCUCCGGUGGGAAGGUAAACGGCAUUUCCGUGCACUGCUCUGGUUUCGCCAGAAGCGGCUUAAUCAUGCUGGCCACAUGACCCGGAAGCUGUACGCCGGCUCCCUCGGCCAGUAAAGCGAGAUGAGUGCUGCAACCCCAGAGUCGGCCACGACUGGACCUAACGGUCAGGGGUACCUUUACCUUGAGGGUACCAUCUGGUUGGCGACUGAGAACAGGUUGCUAGACUAGAUGGGCUAUUGGCUUGAUCCAGCAGGCUUUUCUUACAUGCUUCUGAGGAUGCUGAAAUCUGCUCCCAUUUCUACAUGCUUCAAGUUUCCUGCACUCCCACAGAAUCAUGGCAUAGAAAUGGCUGUGUGUGCGUGUGUGUGUGCGCACACACAAAUGGACAUUCACCAGUGAUUUCUCAUCCUCCUUCCUUUUCCUUGAACUUUUGUAGGCACGUAGCCUUAGGGCACAGUAAACAUAGUUCUCUCCCCACCCCUUUAUCCACAAAACAACCCUGUGAGGUUUAAGCCAGGCCGAGAGGGCAACUGACGGACUGACUCAAGGUUAGGCAGCUGCCUGGUUGAGUGCAGGUUUGAACUGACACUCUGCCCUCCUCACUGCAUUGAGACUCAAGUUUGCUGAGCUCACUCACAAUGAGCGCCUUUUUGUAUCUGUUGCAGAUCAGCCAUGCCCUCACACUCCAGAAGACGGUGGAAUAUAUCGCGAAGCUUCAACAGGAGAGAUCCCAGAUGCAAGAAGAAGCCAAGCGCCUCCGGGAAGAGAUUGAGGAUCUGAAUGCUGCCAUCAUGUGAGGGUUGAAAGCCAUACGGGCUCUCUCUUUCCCUUUCUAACAGAGACAGGGGACCAUUCCCAUCAGGGCCAGUAUAGGCACGAAAGGCAUGUCAGAAUAAUACUAAACGAGGGAUUCAGGAAGUGAAUUCCCACAGCUGUGUUUCCGCAGAAACUUAAUUGGUCCCAGUGCACACCCCAGUAAAUGCUGCCUGGUACACAAGCAUGGACUGAGUGUUAGGGGUAGCAGCACUUUCUUCUGUCUUCAAGUAAUACCACCUGCUGGGUCAACCCGAAAGCCUUUUCUCUGUCGCAGCAACUGUUUCCAGCUGCAUUGGCCUUCCCAGCCUGGUGCCUGCUCUUCCACCCACCUCCAGGUUGGUGAGGUGGGUGUCCACGAGGGAGGGGUCCUUCUCCGAGGGCCUCAUGGCUAUGGAACUCCCUCCCAUCUUUUUCAACAGACCUUGCAGGGGUGGUGUUUGUUAACUGGGCAACUGUCUGGCUCAAUUAAUGUUCUCUCCAGUUCUGUAAUUUUAUGUCAAGGGUUCUACAUUUUGUCCGAUUUUUAUCUUUUCGUUUGUCUUUAAGCCACUUUGGAUGGGCAUUUGCCCAGAAAGGAUCCUGAAAAUGUUUUCAAACAAAUGAAUAAAGCUACUGAAAAUCACCACAAUACUACUACUACUACUACUACUACUACUACUACUACUAAUUUUUAUUUAUACCCCGCCCUUCUGGCUGGGUUGUCCCAGCAACAAUACUCAGACAGAACAAAGCAAUCUCUUGCUAUUUAGUCCUAACUGAUCUUUGGUUUUAUAUUUUUCUUUCAAUUGGUGCUUCCAGGUGGGGACUUAACUAUCACAAAUGGGUCAUUGGCUGCAGACCUUUUACGCCUAUUGAAUUUUUUAUGGAAAGAAUAAGUUUAGAUUAAGGGAAUGAGGGAAUAUGGGCUGGCAGUGUUGUGUGAGCACUGCAGAAAAACUUGUGUGCGUGAGCAGCACAGACCCCGCAAUAAACACCAGCCUGGAAGCCCCCAGACUUAACAGUGGAGGGAAGCGUUUCAUAGUUUUCUCUUUUUAUUCUUCAGUUCUUGUCAGCAGCAGCUCCCUGCUACGGGUGUUCCCAUCACACGGCACAGGUUUGAUCAGAUGCGGAGCAUGUUUGAGGAGUACGUCAGGAGCAGGACCCUGCAGAAUUGGAAGUUCUGGAUCGUAUCCUUUUCCCAUGCAUGCAAAUGAGCGCCUGCCGUUGUUGGUCUGACCCUGAUCUCAGUUCACUGAUCUCAGCACUAUCUACUCAGACAGGCAGCUCCUAAAGGCUUCAACUGCAGCCGCUGGGACCUGGGCCCUUCUGCAUGCCAAGCAUGUGAUCUGCUACUGAAUUAAGAGCAGAAUCUCAGCAUGACAUAAGAGCCCUUAGAACUGCGUUGUUGCAGCAAGCCAAGGGCCAUUGAGCUUCCAGGGCAGCCAGCUGUUGGCACCCACAUCUUGUGCAUAGUUAGCGAUAAAGGCCACUUGCUUCAGGAUGCAGAUUUACAGCUUAACUUUAGCAGUCAAGGCAUGCCACUAGAUUGUCCCUUAAAUCCACCCAAGCCUAAGGGUCAUGUGAGCCUGCCUUCUGCCUUGCCAGCAUUCCUACUUUCAAAAGUGACUUAUAGGUUGCUGGGGUUCUUUUUAAUGGAAACGGCAGUAGGCUGGUAUCUUUCGCAGCAAGGGGUCACCCAUCCUGAAAAUGAAAGCAACAUGUCAUCCAGAAACUACACUGGCAAGCAGGAUGUGUUGCGCUCUCUAGGUUUUGAACUCCCUUAAAAGCCCAAGAGGAUUUUGUUGAGUCGGUGGGAGAGACAACUCAUCGGAAGCCUUGAUGCUUUGACAUAGUGGAGAGAUGGGAGGAGAUUCUCCAGGCUUCAGUUUAAGAUUAUAACUUCUCAUUUCCUGUGAUGUAUAUCAGACAGGAAGGCUCUGGCAGGAAGGGAGCUUUUUUCUUUUCUUUCUAUUUCAAGACCUUUUCUUUUCUUUCUAUUUCAAGACCUUGUUUGUGUCUGAGCCUUGAACAUAGCUACGUACAGGACUGGCCUGAAACUAAUAUUGCUGUCCCCAGUUGCUGCUUCUUGACUUACAGCUUCCCAAGCAGCUCCUGCUUCUACCAGUUAGAUUGGUCCAGCCACAGCUGCAGAGACAUCAGCAUCAAACAUGGCUAGAAUGUUAACUGAUGGGUAAUCUCCUUAUUUAUUUGCUUAGAGCAGACAUGGCCAAACUUGGCCCUCCAGAUGUUUUGGGACUACAACUCCCAUCAUCUCUAGCUAACAGGACCAGUGGUCAGGGAUGAUGGGAAUUGUAGUUCCAAAACAUCUGGAGGGCCAAGUUCGGCCAUGCCUUGCUUAGAGCAUUUGUUGAUUGCCCAGUCAACAGAGUCCUAUGGGUGGUUUGUACCAGGUUCAAAAAUGCUAAAAGUACGAACGUUAAAACAUAAAUUGAAAUGAGCAGUUCAAUUUCCUGCCCCCAGAUCAGCACAAGGUAUCAAUUACAGAGUUUAAAGUCCAGUAGAAACAAUCCAUUCUGCGGACAAAUAGCAUAGUUCUAAAAGGCCUGGGAGAAUAAAAGGGUGUUUGCCUCGUAUCCAAAAGCUCUUGCUGUAAGCAUCAGCCAAGCCUCGUUGUGUUGUGUUUCCCAUAUUGGGGGUGCCCCACUACAAAGUAGUGGACUGUGCAAGAAGUGCCAUACAGGGUUGGACCAUCAGCCCGGCAUCCCAUUUUGGCAGGAGGCAGCGAACUCUUCACUUCAUUCAGGCACUGACCCUGCCAGCCUUCCCCCCUGGCUUGUCCCCUGUGCCUGGUGCUCUGAAUUAUCAGGCCUCUGAGCAUCCAGGUUCCAUUCAGCUGGCCUGUGGCUUUUAUUCGCUGUUGACUGAUCUGCCCAUCACCUUGCUCAACCCCAUUAAAAAGCCACCAGUAGCUGACAGCGCAUCUGAUAGCCGUGAAUUCCAUGUGUAGUGUAGCAGUUUUAUUUGAUUAGCCACCAUUCAUAACAAAGAUAAAAAGGCAUUCAGAUGAGUCAAUUCUGCAUGGCAUGAAGGCCUUUUGAGAGCAAGUGAGGAAGUAGAGCAGGACACUGUAGGAAAGUGGCCUCUAAUGGAAAAUUUAGUGGCUUCCAAAGAACCCCAGAAUUUUAAUUUUUGUUAAAAGAGCAUUAUCCUAGUCCUCAUGGUUCUGGACAGAGUACUGACAGCACAUGAGCAUUAGGGAUUUUUUAAGCAAUGUGUUUCCUUUGUCAAGACUUAGCUGCCAGAACUGCCCUCAGCCAGAUGCACGAUGAAUUCUAGAACAGUCCCUGUUGUGCUUUUCUGUUGCAAAAAUGCGAGUGUGUAUUUACUUUCCCCUUAACUCACAUUGCUGUGCAGUUCAGCAUCAUAAUUAACCCAUUGUUUGAAACAUUCAACGGAAUGGUCUCUACAACCAGCUUAGAAGAGUUGAACCAGACAGCACUGGCAUGGGUAGACCAGCACUGCUCCCUGCCUGUCCUGAGGCCAAGUAAGUAAGGAGUUGGGAGUUUCCAAGGGGGUGUUUAUCACAGAUUCCCUCCUGGAGCACCAUAGUGGCAGCUGAAACAUCAGUGGAGAGUCUCAGUCAAGGCUGUUAACUCAGCCAGUCCGGUGUAGUCUGAUUUGGAGUACGACUUUCAUCAGCCCAAAUUAGCACGUCCGAUGGUCAGGGAAGCUGGAAGGUCCUAGUCUAGCAGCAUCCGGACUAGGGGGAGAUUUUUCUGUUUGCACUUUUAAAAAAAAAGCCAACUUGAAUGCACUCAGGUCCUGCUGUAUGAACAUUUGGUAUGUGAAAGUUCACUAAUCCGAACACAAUGAAUCAGUACCCAAACCUCUCUAUACACACUGCAGAUUCAGAUAUCCUAACAGAGAUCAUUUUUUACUUCCUUCUUUGCCCUGUGGUGGUUGGGAAAGAUAGAAGAGAUCAGACAAAUGGAGAGCAUGUUUUCCCAGGUUUUUUUGGCUUUUUUGGGUCAAAAUCUGAGGCGAUUAAAAGCAAGAUAGUGGUCAAAUGAUUCUGAAUAUCUAUGAAUUCAAAAUUUUCUCUCAAAUUGGUUGUCAAAAGGAAAUUGCUUUUGAGAGCAAAAACAUGAGUUUGAAGGAUUAGCACCAAGCAAUGAUGGACAUGAUUUUUUUCAAAAAUGUAUGUAUUCCGAGACCCAGUGAAUCAUGGGGAACAAUGGAUCUUACUACAUUACUGAAACUAACCAAACUGGAAGCCCCAUGGAACAGCAGGAUCCCAUGUGCUAAAAGCAAACUCAUUCUUUGACUGUGGAUCCUUAUGUAGACUAAAGAAGAGGGAAGGUAUCAUCAGACUUGGAGGAACUCCAAUGUUGGCAGAAGUACAAAAAAGUAUUUGGAAAGAAAAUGGAUGUGGGGUGAGGUGGAAGAUGGCACACCUUAGAGAGGACUGAGCCACUUGCUCUUCUAGGGAUAAGUUGGUAUCAAGCAACAACCCCAAACUGUGCAGCUGCUCCUUUGCGGGGAGCUCAACCCCCGGUAGAAGAGGUAGUGUGCCCACCUUCCAGACUGGGGAACCACCAGUCCACAAUAGUUUUGAGUGAUACACAGUUCAGUGUGCUACAACACCCUCUGUGUUGCAUAAAAUAGACUAGGGUCCAUUACAGCCCAAGCUGGGCACCGUAUUUUUUUGCUCUAUAAGACGCACCUAGGUUUUGGAGGAGGAAAACAAGAAAAAAAAAUAUUCUGAAUCCCAGAAGCCAGAACAGCAAGAGGGAUCACGCAGUGAAAGCAACAAUCCCUCUUGCUGUUCUGGCAUCUGGGAUAGCUGUGCACCCUGCAUUCGCUCCAUAAGACGCACACAACAUUUCCCCUUACUUUUUAGGAGGGAAAAAGUGUGUCUUAUAGAGCGAAAAAUACAGUACUUUUAUGAUAGACUUGUUCCGCUGCAAGAAUCUCUGUUGUGCAGCUGUGGUCACACUUAGUAUGCGCACUUGUGUCUUUGUUGGAAUUUUACUGCAAAGCACCCUUGAGCUUACAUCACUUCUUUUGGCAAAUAAUCUUGGUUUCUUUCUUUUGCUUCUCUUCCCAUCCUUAGUGGUUUUGAACACUCUUCGCCACUUGAGCAUAACCACCUCCAUUCUCUCUGACCCGUCUCGCUUGCCAGAACAAGCUACCGAGGCAAUGCGCAAGCUCAACAAAACAGAAACCUAACCAAAGGCAACAGCGUGACCUCAAGUGACAGACGCCCAAGCCUUACCGAGGCCCAGAGAGACCUUGUGGUUGAUUCAACUUCCAGCACAUCGGGGGGCCUUGGCACUUGGCUGAGAAAGAUGUGUGGCGGUGGGGGGAGCCAAGGGGGACUAUUGUUAAAUGCUGUGCUUGGGUUUGGUCAAACGGGAAAGCCAACUCAGGUAACUACGCAGAGUGAGAUAUCUGCACCCAGCAAUAGAAGCACUCCUUCAAUGCAACAUACUGAAAAUAUAUGCAGUGCUGAUGUUUUUCUGCAACUUGACCUCAGGCAUCAUGGCUCGGAGAGGAGGACGGAGAGGACAGAGCCAUGUGUUAAAAGGGAAAUGCAUUUCCAUCUUUGUAAAAUAUAACUUGCUUUUAUAUUUUGUUACUGGACUUUUGGUCUCCCUUCUACUUGGGAUUCUGGCUUCAGCCUUCACUGGCUAAGACUUAUGCAUCCACAUGACCCGUAUUGGCAGGUAGCAGAGCAUAAAGUUCCUUCCUGCUGCCGUAGUAAAAGGCAAACCGCCUUUGAACCAGAGCUAAGCUAUGUUGGUUGGCUACGGUGGGAACAGGAUGCUGGACUAGAUCAGCUCUUCUCCCGCUCUUCCCCUGCAGAUUUUGAAAUGGCUUUGGGAAGGGGAAAGGGGCAUAGUGUUUGCUUGUCUCCCACUGGACCCUGGCAGACGUUCAGGUGCAUCAGAAGCAGUCCUUUGGAUCCUUACUGGUGACUGGGGUGGGAAAUAUAUUCAUAACCAAAGGAGAAAAUUUAAAAAUUUUCACAGCUGUACCCAGAAUGCAGGAUGUAUUUUGUUAAUGUGAAAUCCGCUCUAGCUUUGUAGCCUUUGGGAAGCCAAGAUAUGCUGACACGCCCGUCCCCUUUACACAGGAGAGUGUUUCUUUAAGCUUUGCUCAUUCUGUUCUUAAACAGAGACCUUUUAACUCCUGUGCAACUAGUUUAACCUCUAGGCUGUGUGUUAGCCUUGCAAAGGGGUUCACAAAAGUUACUAGCCCACCAGCAAAAAGUUCAGUAGCCUGCCUGCCCACACAUCUUAAUGGCAUGCUAAUGGCUUCCAAAACAAAACUUGCCUGCCUGGUCACCUUCAGUGGCUUCUUGGUUGCCCCAGGCCGCAAGCCUGUCCCUGAAAACCCAACACAAAUGACUUAGUGCCACCAGAGAGAUGUGAACUGUCUUUUUAACUUUAGGAAAUAAGUCCCUAGAAACAUGAUAUGUUCUAGCCAUUUAAAAGACACUUCAGUUCCUACCACCCUGCUCAGCUAUAAUAUUCCUUAACCAGGAGGUCACUUCAGGCUCUGGUUAACAUUAACCAAGGUUUAAGGCCAGCAGAGGGAAUUUACGCCUGAGAGGCAGGCUGUGCUUUGGGGGGGGGCGGAGGGGACACGUGUCCCACAGCCUGCCUCUACCUCUACUAAGAUGAUGACAUAUGCAGACAACAUCUAGAAAGAUGUAUGCUUGGGGUGUGGGGUAUAAAAGAAAUGCCUCUUAAGAUUCUGCUUGUCAUAUACAGUUUUUAUAAUUUAUAACAAGCUACAGAUGCAAUUGAGUCUGCUGCAAUUUUUUCGCUUGUCAAAAAGCAUGGGGUUUUUAAUCGAUUAAUAUAACCCAUUAAUUGAUUAAACAUUGCAGCCCUACUAAUAAGUAUUUGUGAAUUUUAUAGCUGCUGAAUGUACAAUGCAGAUUUGGCACAGAUCCCAUUCUGCUUCCUGUUUUCAGGCCCUUUUCAGCUUGUUGCAUUUAAUUUAGAAUAGUGGUGUCUGUCUGUCUGGUCAUCUGUUCCAGAAGAACUCCAUGCAGCUGCGCAGGGGGCUGGCCUGAUACUGUGAAUCAUUCUUCUUCCCCAACUCUUCUUAUCCCAGUUGUCUCUGUACAUUGCAUUUAGCUCCACCCUCUUUUAAAUAAUAAUAAUAAUAUCUUAAGUGCUUUUUAAAAGUCUGUAUUUUUAAAAUCUAAAAGUUCACCAGGGGUCUGCAUAAUCCAGGACCUCCUUGGACCUUCCUCCUCCUUGGAACUGGUCCUCCAUAGCUGUCUCUCAGUAAGCUACAUUUGCAGGAGGAGGGACCAGAUUAGAAUCAUAGAAUUGGAAGAGACCACGAGGGUCAGAUAGUCCAACCCUCAGCAAUGCAGGAAUCUUUUGCCCAGCAUUGGGCUUGACCCCGAGUCUCAUGCUCUACUGAGCUAUCCCAGCUCCUUUCCCAACUCCUGGUUUCUUCUCUCAGCCCUCCAGCUCCUACUUGGGCAUAACAGGGACUGGUACCAUACAUCCUUUCUCCAUAGUGUGGGCUGCCUCUGGAGAGUCAGCUUUCUCCGGUUACCCUCAGCAUCCUGUUUAGUGGACCUUGUCCCUGAAGCCACAGCCAUGCACAUAACAAUGCAAUAUCUGUUGAGGAGUAUUUUAAAACCCACCUGCUCAAUGAAUUUGGGUUUUCUCGGCAUCAGAAUGACUGCAGGCUACCUAAAAAUGUAGCAACAGUUUUGUCCUGUGACCUGCCAAGAAUUCCAACUAAUGUUGGAGUAGAGCAUCAGUUGCCAGCAUCUGCAGAGCAGCUGACAAGGUGGUUUCUUUUCGGCAGGGAGGUUUCUGCUGGCUCUGGUGGCAUUGGAGGCAGGGGGCUGCAGAGCUAGCAAGCACCUUUCUCCUCCAAAUUGUGAGGAAGGCUCCUGAACCAUCUCAUAUCAUUUCAUACAAGCCUGACAAUUAAUAAAAUAGACAGAAGCUUCCUGGCACGGACCAGAUUUAGGCUCUGGGCCACUAGUUGACCUGUUGUUGUGUGAAAAGAACUAUGAGCUCCCUUUCACCCAGUUCUGUUAUUUCAAUGUUUUUCUCAGACGUUGGCAGCCAUAGCAGUAUUUGAAGAGGAUUCUUGCAAAAAAAACCCCAAGACACUAAACCUCAAGCUGUAGUGGGGGACGGGCAGUUGCUCAGAACCGUCUCUGUUUGUGGCCCCAAGUUCCUCUACUCUCCCAUUUCUUCAAACAUACUUUGAAAAUCCACUGCCAUUUCCUUCUAAAAUUUGCAACCAACUCCAGAAACUGGCCUAGUGAACAAAGAUUGAUGCAGGCGAACACCCCCCGCCAAUCGUCCUAUUGGCUCUGGGCCUCUGCAAAUUCCGCUGACCACAUUGAGCAAACAGAAUUUGCAGGUGUUGCCACUUCCUGACUCUGAGAAAGAGGCUGAUGCAGGAGAAUGAACUGUUGUGGGUACCUGGACAGGAGACUUCAUGCCUGUCCAACAGCUGAACAGCUCUGAAAGCAACAGGUGUUCCUCUGUUUCAGGAGCUGUCCCUUGUCAUUCCCUUGCUCUCGUCAGGUUGUGGCACUCUGCAAAAGAGAGGUUUUUAAACUCUCCAUUUGCUGAAAUGUUUUCAGUUUAGCUUCUCUUGAUUUGCUCAAGAGCAUUUAGCUUGGGAAUGGAACAUCCACCUUUUCCAGGAGCACUGACCAUCUUUACUCUGCAAACCAUAAAGAGGUCAGCCUCUUUGCUUUUCAGAAGCUGCUCUCAGGUACUUGCCUUCAGUGCAAAGAUGGAGUUGGGUUCGUGAGAGUUCUUUGUGUGGAAAAGAGCUCUGCAAUAGACACAUGCACACAGUUUUGCUCAGUCUGAUCCUCCUUGGGUGUCCCAAGGUUUGGCUGUUUCUCUUAGCAUACAGUGGUAUGAAUAGUGCUGGCUUGGUUGACCCAGAUGUGAACAUGGCAAGGAUCCUUUUCCUUUUAAGACCAUCUUCCCCAACAUGGUGCCCUCCAGAUGUCUGAAUUACAUCUCCCAUUGCCACUGAAUUUUGGUCAUGGUGGCUGGAGGUGAUGGGAGUAGUUGGUCCAAAAUGCAUAAAUGCCACCAGGCUGCGUGAAGGCUGGUUUAGUAGUUUCAUCACAGCUGUCUUCACACCUCAUGAGCUGAACCAGAGAAAAAACUUCCUUUUGGACCAGGGAUGAGAACUUGUGAGCUCUAGCUCCCAUCAGCCCCUGACAGCCUGGCCAGUGACAUCAUUUGGCAGGGCACAAGUUCUCCACCCAUGUCUUGGACUGACUGUUAAGAGCUGAAGAACCCUUUCUCCUUGGCAUCUAGUCUCCUAAGGGUAUCACUCCAGAGAUGCUUAACACUGCCUACCUUUGCUCAGGUGAACCUUUUUCUUAUGAACUCCACCAUCAUUUUCCUCAGCCAGACAGGUGGUGAGCAAUCAAGAUUCUGUAUGGCUUUGAAAAGGUACCAGCGUUGCACAGAGGUAGUUUCCAUAUGAUUGUACUUUGGAAGGUUGUGGAUAUUUUGGGACUUGCUUUAAUCUGAAUGAUGCUCAUAAAGUUGCAUUUUGCUUAAUAAAUGGGGUUGCAAGUAGUACAGAUAAUUGUAUAUUUCCUCAAUUAUUGUUCUGGGCAAAAUUGCUUGUUUUGCAACUACAAACGAUAAAAGCUUUUAUAAUUAAUUGGUUGUCUUUCUUUUCCUUUUUAAUGAGCUGUGGGAGGAUCUCAGACCUGCCCCUCCUUUCAGCCUUGUGAAAGAUUUUUUGUUGCAUGAAAAUGGUGCUCCGUGGCAACCUCUUGGGUUGGUCUCAUUCAACAAUGCAAUUGCACUUUUUUACAACCAAAAUAAAUAUUCUCUCUUUUUUAGGAUUC
Messenger RNA from Podarcis lilfordi (Lilford's wall lizard), 61530 nucleotides. NCBI's taxonomy places the organism in Eukaryota, Metazoa, Chordata, Lepidosauria, Squamata, Lacertidae. The record is from the annotation of a GenBank genome assembly.